CUACUCGGAAGACAGGUUAGCAGCUGUUAAAGUGAAGCUGCAAGAAGAUUUGUUCUCUCGUGAUAUGCGGUGAUGAACUGAAUAUUUUUGGAGCAAACUGAAUAAAUCUACUUUUAAACAGCACGUAAGUCCGAUGCUCAAUAUUUUUCUUUUUCGAAUUAGAGAAUGGACAGCUAUAGAUAAGGAAAAGCCAUGGUACAAGAUAGAACAGGAUUUUAUAAAGGUUAAGUUGGAGACCCUGCCUUGGCAGAAUUGUAAAUUAAAUUUAUUAUCACCCUCUAAACAUCCAAUUAUAAACCACACCAUACACAUUUGGAGAAGGCUUAAAGAUAGAUGGGGCUAUCCCCGGGAUUAUCUGUAUUCUUCCCAAUAGCAUCUAACUUGGAUUUCCAGUUUGGGCUGGGCCACAAACUACUGGAAAAGUUAACAGGAGAAGCAGACCCUUCAGUAACAAGUUUAAUAACAGAUGGAACACCCAUUAGAUUAAGAGAGUUCCCUUCCUGGGACAAUACAACAGCUCUUAUAGAUAGAAUGGGUAUCAUGUAUUUAAAGUUUUUCUUAAACCAAAAAGUGUUACCAUAUUGGCAGACAAGAGAUAGAACAGAGUUCGAGUCACUUUGUGGUCCUGGGAUAGAGAAGAAAUGGUAUCUGUCCAGUAUAUAUAGUCUAAUUCAUAAGGCAGCUAUGGAGAAGACUGUCCCUUCAUUCCAAUUGAAAUGGAUGCAAGGUUUUAACAUUCAAAUGACCAGCAAUGAUUGUGUUCAAAAUGGGGAUGAAAGCCCAGGUGAGCACCCCUAGGAAAAUUUUUUUUUUUUUAAAAGAGUUACUAGAUGGUACAAUACUCCAGAUCGACUUAAAAAAAUACGGUUUACUGGCCUCGGAUGGCUGUUGGAGAUGUGGUGAGAGGGGGGCGAAUAUGGAACAUAUAUGGUGGGAGUGAAAAACUUAUUAGGAGCUAAUGGCUACAGAUAUUGAGUGUCAUUUAUAAAAUUUUACCAAUGCCUGAUCAACUACCCCCAUCUAAGAUUCUAUUGGGAUGGCCAGCUUCCUUUAAGGAGAAUAAUAAACAGACAUUGCGGAGUUAUUUAUUGAAUGAGGCAAAUGCUUUGAUCCCGUUGUAUUGGCUUAAACCUAGUAUCCCGACUAAAGAACAAUGGAUUCUUAGAGUGGAAGCUUUGAGGGAACUUGAAGACGUUCACUGGGCAAUUCAGGGGAAGAGAGACCACUAUGUUAGGACAUGGGAACCUUGGCUAGCGUUUGGGGCAGAAACACCAUAGCAAGAUUACUUUAAGACAUACUGAUGAUGAGUUAAUAGACCACUAAUGUUAGAAGUAUUGGCAGAACUGCCCCCCUUUUUUUCUCUUUCUUCUUUUUCCCCCUUUCUUGUUUUGGUAAAAAGCAUAUGAUGAUAUGGGACCUUGAUAAUUCUACUUGGUAAUGGCGUAAAGUAGUCUCAAUAUCUGACGCAAAAAAAUAUAUAUAUACUUUUCUUUGACACCGUAGACUAUCAAGAUGAAAGAAUAGAAUAGACAGACAUACAGACUAAAUAGAAUCAUAAAUGUAGAUAUCAUUGCAAUUCACAACUGUCAUGUUAUCUUAUUUUGUAAUAAAUAUGGAAUGGAGUUAUGAGAUCCCUGCUAGCUUGGUUUUACUCCAUUAGUACAGAAAAAAACCAAUCUGAACUAAAAUUGCAAUUUUCUGUUUAAAGUGUGACUUUUAGGCUCAUUGGUAAAUGGACUUUUUGUUGGUAUCAAGACAGCAUUUCAAAUAGUCUGGUUUAAUCUUUCAAAGGCAAGAGUAAAAUCAAUAUGUAUUAUACAGACAAAUGAUUUAUUGGAAUAUGCAGCAAUACUUGACAAACUUUUUAGAGAUAUUUAAUUAAAAGUAAGGGGAAGUUGGUAGCAGGGGAACUUGUGUAACUACCAAAGAGACAGCAAGAUAUUGCUGAAGAGUUUGAAAUGCGGUAAAAAAAUAUUGCUAUACACCUUAAAUGCCCUCUCAGUAAUGAGAGACGCUUGGUUUAAAGAAUGGGAGAGCCAAAAGAUAUUGGCAUUAGAUGAACGUUAUUACAUACAUCUUAUCAGAAAAAUACAUAAUGGAACAAAACAUUUAAAUGUAUAUAAACUUUUUCAGAGAAAUAUGAAAAACAGGAAAAGUGGGCAGUAUACUUAUUUGUCGAAUCUAAAUUAAACUCUUCCAUUAAAGGGAAACUAUAGUGCCCCUCUGUCAAGGCCCCCCUGUGGAGGCAGAGGAAGAGCAUGCUUUUUAUGAGGAGAGAUACAUGCAGAUCUAGGAGAGCCUCGGAGUUCCAUCACACAGAAAUACAGGCCACUGCAUUGCCUGAAUUAUUGUAAUACCGGCACUGGCCACAUAGUCCCAAAUACUGGCCGUGCCGGUAAAAUACCGGUCAGGUGGCAACCCUAUGUAAUAAUGCAGUAACUUAAUAACCCAACAAGGAAUUGCUCUGUUUAUAGCUAUAAAGAGAAUGACUCAGAGAAAGGAUUGAUUGGUUGAUUAUGGAACACUGUCCAUUAUUGUACAGUAAGGGUUGAUUUGUGAGAAGUAAAGGGACACUCUAGGGACUGUAACUGCUUCAUCUCAUUAAAAUGGUUAUAGUGUCUGGAGUCCCCUGGCAUUGUCCUUCCAUUCAGUGUUAAACUGUUUUUAAUGUUUUUAUACUAAAAGAAUGUCCUGAAAAUUCCACCUCAUCUGUGCUGCUUGGACUAAUGAGGUAGCAUUAGCCUGAAGGAGCAACAGAUGUCUAAGAGUGUCAGCCAGGGACGUAUUAGCCGCGAGUUAAACAAGGCAUUUGCCUUGGGCGGCAUUUUCCAGAAGGCGGCAAAAAAAGCCGCCCCCAAAUGUCCAGGGCAAAUGUCUUGUUAGCCUUGCGGCUAACAGUCCAGGCGCGGCGGGCGGCUAUGUAAAAAAAUCCGUGCAGGCGGCACUGGCGAUGGAGCACUUCCCCCUGAGCUCUCUGCUCGGCUCCCUCGCCAGCAGAGUGAUGCCGGGAGCCAGAAUGUGACCGACCAGCAGCCACUGGACCACCAGGGAGAGGAAGAACCCCCCCCAGCAUUCCCAAAGGUAAGGAGGCUGGGGCGGGGGUUGAAUUUAAAAAAAAACAACCCACAAGUGAGUGUGUUUGUGUGUGUGUCUGUUUGUGUGUGUGUGUGUUAGUGAGUGUGUGUGUUAGUGAGUGAGUGUGUCUGUUAGCGUAAUGACGUCAGAGCGUGAUGACGCGUUGUGGGGUUCGGCAGAAACGUUACGCUAACCGGACGUUAAGCCCCGCCUCCCGGAAGUGUUUGGAGUCAGGAAGUCUUUUCGGCACACAGAGACUCUGUAUAGCCGGCGCCGAAAUAGAGACUGCACAGACCAGCACCUACUAUAUGGAGGAGAAAAAUUAAAGAGGGACUUACCUGCCUGAUAUAGCGAUUUUUAAAGAAGAAAUAAAGGAUUUUACUUCACCACAGUUUCCAACGUAUGUUAUUGCAAAAGAAGCCAACAAUGUUUAGAGCAGACUUGAUUGCUCUACCCUUGUGAGUGUUUUGGGUUCAUAUUUUCUUUAUAUUUAUUUAUUAACAUAUUACCCUAUGAUUGUGUAUUUCCCUUCUCUCUUUGAGAUACAUAUUGGAUUGCUGACAGAAGUUUUAAAGCAAAUUCCAUAACUGGGAAAGCUAAGUAUUGUCUUUUUGCACAAAAUUUGUCGCACAUAAAAAAUAUUUUGGUUUGUACAUUUUGUAUAUUUAUAUAUUUAAGUGUGUUGCACAUUGAUGCACUUCAUCACUUUAGUUGCACAGCAUUGCACAAAUUAUUUUCACUGUUUAAAAUACUUUGAGUCUUAAAGGCACAGCGUACUUUAUUUUUACAUUGUCUUAAUAUAGGUGAUUGAGCUUUUUUUCACUAUAUAGAGUGCUGAUUAUUAGUAAUUAUUGUUGUUUUAUAAGUUAGCGCCAUAAUAUUACUUGUGUGGUUUAUUACUAGUGACUGUAUGUGUCUGUUAGUGAGUGUGUGUGUAUUUAGAAGGCGGGGGGAAGGGUGGGGUGGUGCGGGGGGGUGGGAGCGCGAGUUUUGUCCUGCCUAGGGCAGCACAAAACGAGGAUACACCACUGGUGUCAGCUGACCAAUUUCAGCCUAUCACAGCACCCAUUACUGUAUGUAUUGAUAUUACUGGAAAUGUACAAUCUUUGCCUUAGUCUUAUGUCCAGUGGAGUCUGGCUUGUGGGUGUUUUAGUGUUAAUCUACUCGAAAAUGUGUUGUUUGCAAAAUCUAUCACCAAUCAUGCGACAGAAUCAUGGACCCAUUAAAGGAAUAUUGUCACUUUACAGGAUUUUAGAUAUUUUGUUAACCCCUUAAGGACGCAUGACAGAAAUUUUCUGUCAUGCCGGUCCUACCUUUAAAGACGCAUGACGGAAAAUUUCCGUCAUGCAAUAUUUUUCCAGCAGGGUCUAUUACCUUGCUGGUAACUAUGAGCCCCAGGUAUCAUUUGAUUCCUGGGGCUCCCCUCUCUCACCUGGGGCCAGAAUUAGUGGCCCCAGACUGACCAAUGCUCUGUUUGCAGAGCUCAAAGGGAGCGCUGCAAACAAGCAUUUAAAUGGGGAUUUAAAUCCCCACUAUUACAAUUUGGUGUGAUCAGGGUUUAUACCCUGCUCACACAAGGGAGUUCCAGGUAUCAUUGGAAACCUGGGGCUCCCCUCUAUCAGCUGGGGACAUUUUUAGUGACCCUAGCCUUUUUUGAUGAGCUACGUGCAGUGCUGGAAAUCAGCACGGCAUGUAUCUGCAUAAAUAGGCACUUAAAUGCCUAUAUCUAGAUUUUGGUGUAAACAGGGUUAAAUCCCUGCUCUCACCAGGAAACCCAGGUAUCAUUAGAAACCUGGGUCUCCCCUAUGUCAGCUGGGGUCAUUUUUAAUGUCCCCAGACUGACAGCUGAGCUGCAUGCAGAGCUCAAAGUGAGAUCGGCAUGCAGCUGUUUAAAUGGAGAUUUAAAUCCCCAUAGAGCACAAUGCAGUGUGAGCAGGGUUAAAUCCCUGCUCACACUAGGAAACCCAGGUAUCAUUAGAAACCUGGGGGUCCCCUCUGUCUGUUGGGGCCAUUUUUACUGUCCCCAGGCUUUUUGAUGAGCUGUAUGAAGAGCUCAAAGUGAGGUCAGCAAGCAGCUCUUUUAAUGGGGAUUUAAAUCCCCAUAGACAGCAAUGUAGUGUGCGCAGGGUUAAAUCUUUGCUCACACCAGGAAACCUAGGUAUCAAUAGAUAGCUAGGACUUCCCUCUGUCAGUUGGGGCCAUUUUAGUGGCCCCAGACUUUUUGAUGAGCUGCAUGCAGUGCUGAAAGUCAGCACUGCAUGUAGCCAUUUAAAUCCACAAAGAACACUGCAGCUGAGGAUCAAGCUCAGCUACAGUCAUUCUCUCAAGUGAUCUGGUGCUUGGGAGACCCCCAGGGUCUGAACAGACCCUGGAGGGUCACCCUCUAUGCCCCAAUUCCAUUCUGAUCAGUGCUGGGCAUUUUCAGUUGCCCAGCACAGAUGUAUUGCAUUGGGCAUAAUGUCUUCGAUGUAAGAGAUGGGAGACUGCAAUACUGAAAAUAGCCAGUAGAUGUCAGCAACAUACCACUGUCUAUUUUAGUUUAAACCCCCUUUACUAAUAUCAGUACUGAUAUUAGUAGAGGGAAACCUUUGGGAUUAAGAUUAAAUUAAGGAUUACAAUUAAGGAUUACUUUUCGGUUUAGAAUAAGUACUAGAUUUAUUAUCAGGUUUAUUAUUGGGUUUAUUGUUAAAUUUAGGUUUAUGAUUAGGUUUAUAAUUAAUUGUAGUAUUAGGAUUAUGCUUCAGAUUAGGAUUCAGAUUAUGGUUCAGAUUAGGAUUAGGGUCAGCACGAGCAUCCCUUGCUGAAUAUAGCAACUGAAUUCCUCUGCUGACACCAGCAGGGAGAAUCAUUUUAACACUAUUGCUAAAGGUAGGAUUGAGAUUAGGAUUAAGGUUAUAAUUAAGGUUACACAUAGGAUUACGUUAUGGGUUAGGAUUGUGGUAAGGGUUUAUUAUUAGAUUGAGGGUUAGAUUUGGGAUUAGGAUUUGGUUUAGAAUUAGGGCUUGGUUUAGGAUUAGAGAUUUAGAUUAGGAUUAAGAUCACUACUUUCCAAAGAUAUACAUAUGGGGUAUAUUUGUACUGAGAAUAUCUUGCUGAGUACAGCUAAGAUAAUUUUAUGACAGUGGGACACAUGAGAUUUAAAAAAUAAGCAUCAAAAUACUAUGUGUAUGUAAAAAUGUUAAAAUGAAAAUAAAUACCACAAACUUUGAAACAAAAUGGUAACAAAAUGUCACUUCAAUAAAGUUUAUAAUAUUUUAUGUGAGAGUCCCCAUGGUGUCCACUUUUGUAAAUAGUAUGCAUUGGUGGCAUAAUUUAAAUAUAUGAGCGACUGAAAUGCCCCAAAAUGAAACAAAGACCCAUCGUCAAUUUGUCUUUUAAAAAAAAGACUGGGCCGAGUAUGAUUUUAGCCCUGUAUUUUCACAAAAACCUGACUAAGGUAUACAAAAGGGGUCAUUUUGUACUCAGGAAAUAUAGCUGAGAAUAAUUUAGUGAUUUAAUUUACAGUAGCAUAUAUCAAGUUUCCAAAAUUAACCACUAAAAUACAACAUGUGUGUAUAAAAAUGCAAAAAUAAAACAAUAUGAUAAAAUUUGAAAGAAAUUGGUGCUGACAUAACUGUAUAAUAAAGCUCAAAAUAUACCAUAUGACAUAGCCCAUGGUGUCUACUUUCACAAAUGGUAUGCAUUUAUGGGGUAAUUUUAACGGUCAAACUGCUACAAUGAUCCAUUUAUCAAAAUUCGAAUUGUAAAAACUGUAAUGGUCAGGACUCUUAAGGCACUGUAGCUUCACAGGAUAGUGGAAAAGACAUACAUUAGGGGUAUUGUUUUAUUCAGAAGAGUUUGCUGAGCAUAAUUAUGGGGUUUUGAUCACAGUGGCACAUUCCAGACUUAAAAAAUGACCCCAAAAAAUGUAACGUGUAUGUAAAAAAUGGAAAAAAAAACAUUUUACCACAAAGUUUGAAAUAAAUUGGUGAAAAAAUGGCAUCACGUUAAGGCACAAUAUACACCAUAUGGGGGGGCGGAGCUUGACCACCGAGACAAGCGGUCGCACGGACAGAGAGCUCCGUGAGAAAAACUGAAAAUUUGCGGGAAAAACCCAGGCUGAGCACCCCCAAACCACAGCAAAGAUACACUACGCACCCCUGUGUGACAUGGGGCGAAAAACAAAAAAAACACCAAAAGAAAAAAACGCCCAGGGACUUACAAUCGGCGACAUGUGGAGACAGGCCCGCGAAAUUAACGAGACCAACAUGGCGGCGCUCCACGGCGGCUGCUCCGACUUUUCCGAAGACCUCUCCGGAGAGUAUAUGCCAGCCCCCAAGCUGGGAAAGCAGACACAGCCGACCAACACCAACCCAGACACCGCACCAGUGACUAUAUCGGUCCUCACGCAGCUUCUUGCUAACCAUCAUAAAGAACUGCAUAAUGAUAUUGCGGCACUACGAGGCGACCUAAAGGGACUAACAACUCGCAUAAACACACUAGAAAGUGCAACUGAAACUGUUACCCGAGACGUUUGGGAACUCAGACAAAACGUGCAAGAUCUCCAACGGCAACAAAAGCUACAUGAACACCGCAUGGCGGAGCAAGAAGAUGCCGGGAGACAGGAUAAUCUGAAAGUCAGAGGGAUCCCUGAAACGAUCCCGGACACAGAACUACCACAGGUGAUCAAGCGCCUCUUUGCAGUUAUACUGUCACCCACACAGGCUAACAAGAUUGUCCUUGCCAACAUAUUCAGGAUCCCCAAAUCGCCAAAAGCGCCAACCGAAGCCACACGAGACACUAUACUUACCUUUCAAACCAGACAGGACAAAAUAGCAAUCCAAGCCGCCCUGAGGGGCAAAACACCGUACCAAUUUGAGGGGAUGGCGGUGAGCUUCUUUGCCGACCUCUCGAGAGACACCCUGGCUUGGCGGCGAUCCCUCCAGCCACUUACCACGCUUCUCCGCCAAAGAGACAUCAAAUACCGAUGGCAGAAGACCCACAUUCUCAUCGUACAGCAGGGGCCGGACUCCUACCAAAUCAGGGAACUGACCGAUGCAGCUCCGUUCCUAGAGGCACUGGGCCUACCGCCGGACUCCCUCAUCCAGGCAGGCCAGAAGAGCGCAACCCCCCAACAACAACUCUCAUGGGACCCGGAGAGAUCCAUCCCGUUCAUACCGACAGGUCGUACACCCGACCCGUACGUGGCACUCACCACUUGAUUGAAUACCCGGUCCUACAGGGAAACAAACUGCUGAUCAGAUAAGCCGCUUGCUAAAGCGAAAAUUACCUUCCUUUGAGGGACACUGACCCAGAGUCUCUGGUAUUAACGAGGACUCCCCCAAGCUGGACAAUCCUAUACACCUGGUGGACACACGCUGAAAGAGACGUCCUAAAACGUGAGGGCAGCUGGACAAUACGCCCCCGACGGGACACUGUCAAAGCGGGUAAAGACCUGCGGCUAAGGUUACUCACCUUGCAGUAGAUACCCUUAUACGCUAUCAUGGUUGCCACCAGACGGCACCUCUAUUGUCUCCCCAACACGAGCGAGCGUCUUAGUUAAGCUUACAUUUCUGUGUUCCCCAUUUAGUCAAUUACCAUUGUAUUGCAGGACUGAGACACGCGUGAUUUAAUACGCCUUUGUUCAACCUUCAUUUAGCAGGGCACAUUUAACACUACACAAAAUACAGAACCAUAUGUACCCAAACACUGGGAAGUGUCUAUCCCAGCCCCACAUAACCUUGUUAUAGCCUGAUCAUUACUCCCACUGUUAACGGAGCUAUUUUAUGUUAUAGAUAACUCUUAGCAAGAAUAACAAAUACUGUUUAUUACCUAACUUAAUCGGAUAGAUAGACAUAUAACCUUAUGCUGGAUAAACGAAGGGCUACUUAGACCUGAUGUCGCUGUAUAGAUCGCAUGCCCCUCUCUCAAGAUUAGAUAAGCGUAGCUGAAUAUAACUACACCAACAUCAUAACACUAAAAAGUUGAUAAUUGCUGUGAACACCCAUCUUAAGCCACUGAGUUCAAUGCUGUUUUGUCCAUCCUGUACCACAUAUCGCUGAGACAUUUAUGUGUAUCCUAAUAUGCUAACAAAAAAUGUGCAAUGCCUAAAAUGCCAUAUUGUUAUCCUUUUGUGUGUAAAGUUCGAUUUGCUCAUGCUGUUGUGGCAAAGCAAACUCACCUGUUAAUCAUAUGCACAAAUAAAAUAAAGAAUUAUAAAAUAUACACCAUAUGUGAUAGACUGUAGUGUCUACUUUCACCAAUAAUAGGUCCUUGAGGGAUAAAUUCAACCGUUAAACUGCUACAAUGCCCCAAAAUGAGACUUGUCCCCAUCAAAUUCAUCUAUCAAAAUUAUCACUGUGAAAACUUAAAUGGUCAGGUCUCUUUUAUGGCACUGUAACUUCACAGGAUAGUGGCAAAGGUGUAUAGAUUAGGGGUAUCGUUUUACUCAUUAGAUAUGGCUGAACACAAUAUGGGGUUUUCUUCAGCAGUAAUAUAUAUCAGCUUUAUAAAAUACACAUUAAAAAUCCUUGUUUUUAUGUGUGUAUGUUAGAAAUCUGAAAAAACCCUCAAAUUUAAUACACUAUUUAGCAGAGAUUGGCGGCGAAAUGGCUAUGUAAAAAGUGUCAGAAUACCCUUUGGUAAAUAGCCUGUGAUGUGUGCUUUAUAUAAAUAUAUACUUUUGUGCGGCAAUUUUGCUUUCUCUGGUGGCUAUUAAGCUUACAAGACAAACAUACCAAAUUCUAAAAUAGCUCCACAUUAAAAUUUUAUUUUACUCCUUGUAUUUUGUGACCUGUAACUUUCAAAAUAAGCUGAAAUCCUAGACAUAUUAUGUACUCUGAAAAUCAGAACAACUAAUUGAAUAUUUUUUUAAUUACUUUCCUUAAGCUGCACUUAUUAUACACACGUUAUUAUUGCCUAAACUGUGAAAAAAUGUUUUUCAUUUUUUUGCAUUUUUUUAUAAUAAAUAAGAAUUUAUAUAUGUAUAUGUCACAUCAGAUUAAAGCCCCUUUUGUCCUUUAAAAAACAAUAUAUAACAUGUGUUGGUGCAAUAAAUAAGAGAAAUGCAAACGGAGGUUGAACACAAACAGCAAAAAAUGCAAAUACUGCUUGUGUUCUUAAGGGUAAGUCCAGUUUUUGAAGCUGCGUCCUUAAGGGGUUAACAUAUCCUCUAUAUGUAUACAUAUAUGUGACAGACCCAUCUGUAUGACUAUUAUUUGUCGUUUGGUCUAGUUUGCCUUCCUUUCGUGGAAAUUGCCUGUUCCUAUAACCCCAUGCGUAUGAUUGACUUUUUGCCGAAUAAAUCUACCGAACGGACAGCCAUCCAGAAGAGUAGCGUGCUGCUGGUUAACCUCUUGAUCCCAAUUAGAACGUUGUGGUUAACCGCAGACACCUCUUAAUUAUAACCGAACACAGGGUGGUCGUCGUUCGUAUGUCGACCACGAGGCGGCGGCCAUUUUAAACCACGCGAAAGACCAGCAGUGUUCAGCAUGGAUUCUAUGGAACUAAAAACAAACACUUUUUCUGCCGAACACCGCUGAAACUACAGACCACCCUUCUAAGUCAACAAAAGCAUGCGAACACCGGCCGUUCGGGAGUUUUGGAUUACAUAAAGAGACUUAACCCAGAUAGCCUUCCCAUGGAGACAAUCUCAUACCGAAAGACUGUAAAGACUUUGACUCCAUGGCGAUUGAACUAUGCGUAUGGGAUCUGAGCGCUAUUCGCUAAUAAUAUGCCCUCAGAUCCAGGCUAUCUGGGGAUACGUUACACGAAUGUAAUAUGUUCGGUAGUUUUGCAAUUAUUUAUUUUCAAGUGUUUUCUGGUGUUUUACUUAAAAUGGCGAUUUGUCUUCCUCCUGGAGAUAAUUGAAUUACUUCUCAAUUAUCUCCAGGGCAGAGGGGAGGAAACCAUGAUGCAUGGUGGGAAUCUUUUGUGCCUGUGUGUCUGAAAUAGCCAUAUGUCUGUCUGUCAUUACAGUCUCCCAUUUGGUCCCCUAGGGAAAUGUCCACCAAGUGGGAGACCUGCAUAAAUACAGGCGGGGAGCCCACAGUAAACCCAGUUCUUGUUUUACCCUCAAUGCAGAGCUUGGUCUUGUUAUUGGGGGGGGAUUUACUACACACGGUUAGCGACUGAUUGCUGGAAACGUAAGCCGCUUGGAGGAUAUACUUGUUCGGCGGUUAGCAACGAUUCGUGGAUUAUUGUUCGGGAGUUUGGAGCACUCUUACGGAUCCCGUUCGUGAGAUUACCGCUUUCCCCUGGUUGUGGUUCGUACGCUGAAUUAUAUACGAACGGAGAUGGCAAGAUUGUGAAGGGGAAAGCUCAACUAAACGGCGGUUUCACUCCUAGGUCUCCAGGGUGUCUUAACAAUAUACAAUUGGUUUUGUCUUUAUUAUUUUAUAAGAUACAAAACAACAAUGAGGCAUACAGCAAAAUCAGGUGCGGUAAAUACACAGAGAGUCCUUGGUAAAAAAAAAAAGUGAAAUCUAUCACAUCCUGUCACCUCCAGAGCCCACUUCCAUGAAAGCUGUUAAGUCUAGUGAGUGGGCAACGAGGAAAUUGGGUAACUGUCGAGGUUCAUACUAGGUAACGAGAGAUUAUGGCGUGUUCGAAUCAGAAGGAGGUUAAGCUUUCAUGGUAUAGAUCUUAAAUGAAUGGGUAACAAUAGAAUGCUGGUAACAACCUUGGUAAAGGGAUGUAGAGUGUAAGGUAAGAUAAUGCAGUUAUUCAACAGGCAAGAUAAAAAAGUUAGGAAAGUGAAAGAGAGAGAGGGACAAGAUUGGAAAGUCAGGGAAAGACUGAGAAAAAAAAACCAGACCCUCACACAACAUGACAAUCCAGCAUCGCCCCAUCUCCAGCAAUCCCCAACCCCAAGGAACGCAUGCAGUCACUGGGGCCCCAGAAGGGAGUACCAUGUGUACGCAUCAUUAAUAAUCAAGUCUUUCAGAUGGGAAGGAAGGGGCGGAGGGCGUCAAAAGACAGCAAUCCAAAGGUAAAGGACAUCUAAAGCACAAUGCUCAAUCUUGUUACAUAUUCCAACCAGGAGGUCCAGAUCCGGAUGCACUUGUCUGAGCUGCCCCUAAUGGCCGUUAAUUACUCUAUAUUGUACAUUUUCUCCACCUUGGUGACCCAUUGCUGUUUCCAGUGCAGGGUAAUCAGGGAAUUUGCGGCGUUCAAUAGGUGUUUGGUUAGGGACUUUUUGUGUGUAUCUAUGGGGGAGUUUGUGUGAUAUAGAAACAUAGGGAGCGGCAGAAAUGGUAGGAUGGAAUCUGAUCUUUUUCCCUUUAGUGUGUAUCAUCCUCAAGAAGGGCGUGAGGACAGGGCAGGACCACCAAAUGUGAAGCCCAGUGCCCAGAUCUCUUCCACACCUCCAGCAAUCACUAGAUAUCUCUGUAUUCAUGCAGUGUAGCACAUCUGUGGUCCUAUACCAGUUUGUCAGGAGUUUGUAGCUCGUUUCCUGAAAUUUAGAACUGAUAGAACACUUAUGGGUAAGGAUGAAUAUCUUGUCCCACUCCUGGUCUUUAAGCAUCACCCAGGGUUCCCUUUCCCAUGUUGUAGCAAACCUAAGUGAAACAUAGAAACAUAGGAUGUGACGGCAGAUAAGAACCAUUCGGCCCAUCUAGUCUGCCCAAUAGUGGCUGUCUUUUCCCACUAGUGGCUGUCUUUUCCCACUUGUCAACAGUAUGGUGUUUAACAGAGAGACCCCCCUACCAAUGUGCUCCUGAGAUGAGCAGACUGACUCAAACUGUGUCAGCUCUCUAUGGAAUAAGUGCCUGCCCUUAGCUAAAUUAUAGAAAGCCCAUAUCUGCAGGUAAUGGAACAGGUCCAGACCUGUUGGGGUGCGCUCACGGAGAGCUGUCAUUAUUUCCAUAGAAAAAGCAUGAAAGGCUUGUGCGCGAGUGCAACAAAACACCACACUGCCCCAAUAAAAAGUUCGCUCUGAGACCAUCUGAUAGAAAUAGUAGAGUUUUACUUUUCUAUUUCAUUGAAAACGCUUGAGUGACAGACACUAGAUGCAUUUAAACUCAGCAAUGUUUUCAGCUGCAAAGUUACAACUUGGGGGAAAUUAGAUGCCUAUAAUGCUCCUUUAAUGUAAAUUUAAAAGAAAACUGUCCAUUACAUUUAAGAAAAAAAUUCAACCCAAUUUAUGGAGCCCAAUGUUAUAUGCAAUGGCUUAAUUUCAAGUAAUGCCAAUUGUCUACCUUCAAUAGAUAGUUAUUUUGGGUUGUGUCAUUGGUACUUGGACAAGCAAAGGCAGAAGAAACAGUACGAAACCUGAUUUAGGUUCCCAGCUUUGUAAUAGAAUUGUUCACUUAGCCUUUUCUAUUUUGCUUCCUAAGUUUAAUAAUAAAAAGCCUUUUUUUUUUCUUAACUUCAACAAAGCACUAAGAUUUUCAGCAAGAAAGAUCAAAGUGCUAUUUGUUCAGAUACGGCAUGGGUAGGCCUUUAGAUGGAUACAAUGAUGAAUACAAGUGAAUGAAUCACUGUACUUAGAACUAAAACAAAAACUGCAGGAUCUGUAUCAUUGUACCUGCAAGCACAAUAAUUAAAUACAAUAUUCCCAGGGAGAUUGCAAAGAAUGGAAAUGGAGCUGUCUGCCCAUCGCACAAUACAACUGACUCAUAUUCCCCAUCUGCUUAUAGUGGAAGGAUGGAUUUAUGCUGAAAAACCAAAAUCGACCUUUUUAUACAAUGAGCAAUGCAGCAGUUGGAGCACAUUUUCAAUGUAAUGAUGUUCUUGAUUUAAAGACACACUUUGCUGAUUUUUUUGCAAACUGCAUAAUUUUGUAUGCUUUGAAAAUUUUAAGCAUUGAAUAACAUACAUUAAAUGAUAUCAUCAAAGCUUUGCAGAAAAUGGCUUUAGCAGCAGUUGCAUAUAUUCAGCUUGCUUAUUGACUGUCAAGUUGCCUGUUAACAGGGGGUGCAUGUAUUUUAGGUGUAGACAUCCCCCUUUCAGUCAAGUCGCCAUGAAUAAGCACUGACAAGUCUGAGUUGUCUUCCUUGUUUUCAUUUUGGGUCAUGCUGGGAGAUUGAUUGGAGGUUAAAACGUAAUUACCUGGAUACAUUUAAAAAAAAAAAAAAAAAAUUCUAUUUCCAGUUUUAGGUUUUCCUGGUUACAUGUGGAUUUAUUUCCAAUUCAUUAAUUUCAUACAUUUUAUUGGAAAACUCCAUUGUUUAGGAAUUUUCUUGUGGGAGAAGGGAUUAUCACUUUGAAAUUAAAUAUUUUCUAAUAUAUUGUAAGAGGGCUAUGUAUUAAUUAAUUCACACAUAGCAAAAUAUGCCACCUUUCAUGUGUUGAAGUGAGGCCGAAAACACAUUCCAGAUGAAGAUUUUGAUUAUAUUUCUCCCCCAACCCUGCAAUUUUAUAUAAUUUUGUCAUCUCAUUUUGUGGAGAAUAAGCCCCUUAGGCAUACAAACACGACUCUGUACAAACGCAGAUAGCUUCACCAGGACCUAUUCCCUAAAGUAUGAAUUGCCUGGAUUUCAAAGCAAAUUUUGCAAUGAAAGCCACAUUUCAAGCACCAACACCACUACAGCUCACUGUAGUUGUUAUAGUGCCGGUAGUACCACUACCCUGGUGCUCCCUAGUGUAAGUAGUCAAACAGAUUUAGAACCAUUUGACUUAACUGGCAUCAGCCAGGUACCGCUCCCUGCCUCCACUUCUAAUGAUGGAGAACCAAAAGUUCUCUGUCUGAACUACUAUUUGAAUUCCUGACAUUCACACAUUAGUGAAUAACCCUAUUUGACAGUUACAUCUUAGGAUCUGGUAGACACACACUGCUCGAAGACCUAUGUGUAGUGGACUUGCCCCAGUGAGAAGAAGGCUUUGUCAGUAAAGCUGGGAAAGUCCAUGAGUGACCUUGACCCCAUAGCUUUUGUUGGACUAAUAACUGAGACAUAUACCAGGAGCCUGCUAGAUCAGGGGUUCUCAACCCAGUCCUCAAGGAUCUUCUACCAGUCCAGGAUUUAGGGAUUACCUGGGUGUGUCUAAGGUGUUUAGAAAAGGAAAAAAAAAACACUUUAGACUCUAAGGUGUUUCUUUCCCCCUUUUCUAAACACCUUAGACACACCCAGGUAAUCCCUAAAUCCUGGACUGGUAGGGGGUCCUUGAGAACCCCUGCUCUAGAUCAUAGCAUUAGAUAGAAAUGCAGGAGGUUUCAAAAUAUUAACAGGGUGGAACUGAAAAACUUUGCAGUGGGACAUUUUCUAAAGUAGUUCUGAGCACAAAACUACCUUAUCUAUCAUAUCUACUAAACACAGCUUGAUUCUGGAUUGUUACACCCUCCAGCAACUAACAGAUAUAAAAUAGUAAUCCAAUGAAGAUAUUUAACUAAAACAAUUGGAAGUAGUCCCAUUCUUCAGAAGUCAGCCUAAGGCCUCACAGUCCAAGACAGGCUAACUGUAAUUUAUGUAUAUACGAGAAAAAACAGUCACUUAACACCUAAAUGUAAUAGGAAAGUGAAAGGACAGCACUUAUCUCAAUGGAUAGUGGUGGCAGCUUCCUCCAGUGAUUUCCCAGCAAUAAUCCCUUUAAAUACUGUAUGUAUACAAACAAAAGAGGAUACAGCUGCAGAUCUACAAAAUGAAUACAAAACAAAAUAAUAGUGUAAUACUGUUUGAUAAGAUGUAAAUGCGCUAUGUGGAAUAUAACUCACAAGAAGGAUGAAAUAAUAUCACCCAAGGGUGCCUCCCCUGAUGUGGAUGGGGGGGUAAAAAAAUACUCCUCCUGUUCCGAAGAUGACAGAGUCAGACUCAGGAUUGUAGAGUAGAAAAAUGUCUUCUUUAUUUAAAAUAAGUAUAAAAAUACAUAAGCUAUUAUAGUAUCAGGUCGUACACGUUUUGUCCACGAAGGACCUCCUGGCAGUGGCGUACACAUGACCCAUGGGACCCCGGUGCGAAAAUUGAUCCAGGGGCCACCCCCCACGCUUACUCGGCGCGGGUCGGGGCUGUGACCUCGCGACCGCUGUAUGCACACACACUUAAAGGACCACUACAGACACCCAGAUCACAUCAGCUCAAUGAAGUGGUCUGGGUGCCAGGUCCCUCUAGUUUUAACCCUGCAGCUGAAAACAUAGCCGUUUCAGGGUUAAUCCAGCCUCUGGUGGCUGUCUCAUUGACAGCGGCUAGAGGAGCUUCCGCGAUUCUCACUGUGAAAAUCACAGUGAGAAGACACUGAACAUCCAUAGGAAAGCAUUGAGUAAUGCUUUCCUAUGGGCGGUUUAAAUGCGCGCGCGCCUCUUGCCGCGCAUGUGCAUUCGGAGCUGAGAGGCGGACACUGGGGAGUCAGAUGCUGGAGAAAGGUAAAUGCUGAAGACACACACACACACUCUCACGAACAGACGCAUACACACUAGCUAACAGACACACACAUUUACUGACAGAGACACACUCAGCGACAGACAUACAUACACACUCACUUACAAAACAUACACUUUCACUGACAAACACACACUCACUAACAGACAUCAAACACACUCAGUAACAACACACACAGUAACACACUCACUAGCAGACACACACCCAAUAACAGACACACCCACUGACACACGCACACACACCUCACUAACACACACACACACCGACUAAACACAUACACACACACAACACACAUACACACACACCACACACACACACACAAACACACAAACACACCAACACAUACACUAACACACACACACACACACACAUACACACACACACUAACACAUACACUAACACACACACACACACUAACACACAAACACACACACACACUAACACAUACACUAACACACACUAACACAUACACUAACACACACACACACUAACACAUACACUCACACACACACACACUAACACACACAUACACACACACUAACACACACAUACACUAACACACACACACACAUACACUAACACACAAACACACACUUUUUUUUAAAUUUAAUCCCCCCAGCCUCCUUACCUUUUGGAGUGCUGGGGGGAUUCCCUGGGGGUCCAGUGGUGCUGCUGGGCUCCUGGUCACUGGGUGGGCGGGCUGUCUGGGCGGGCGGCCGGCGCGUGAGGGAGCAUUUUAAACUGUGCGCUUCCUCUUCAGCUCCCUCGCGCGCCGCGUAGGGAUGCCGGCGCCGGAAGAUGACGUUAUCUUCCGGCUCCGGCAUCAGUGCGGUUCGCGAGGACAGCCCGCCCGCCGGGGUCAGCAGGGCCAGCCUCGGGGGGCCUGGGGUGGCCGCCUCCUGGGCCCCCCAGGAGAAGAGGCUGGCCCUGUGGCUACAUACCGGGUCGCAGGGGCGGCCGGGCCCCCUGGUGGGCCGGGCCCGGUCGGAGCCGCGACCCCUGCGACCCUGGUAUGUACGCCACUGCCUCCUGGUAUUUAAAUUUAUAAAAGCAAUAACAAAUAUACAAAUAAGCAAUAUUUAUGAAUGUAAUAUUGUAAGGAGUCCUAAAAUUAAGAUAAUCUGCUUCCACAAUUCUACUGAGUUCAACUCUGACGGGUAUAGUGCACCUUCUACUAAGGGUGAUAUUAAGGAUUAGAAAAGCUACAAUUGUGUGAAGUGUUCUUGCCUCCACCAGUAGUCUACAACUGGAGUGAGAGGAGUAACUGGGUGGAGUGGCUUGAGUAACUGUUGUGUGGUUGGAGUGGCUGGAGUAACUGUGGAAAGGUUGGACUGGGCAGAGUAAUUUUAUGGAGUGGGCAGAGUAACCGUGUGGAGUGUUUGGAGUGAGUAAAGAUAGUAAACAUUACACUAACCAAUUGAUUGAUCAAAUUUAAAAAGUGCACAUGGCAAGCUUGAUAGAAUGAGAAAUGCAUUUCAAUUUUUAUUUAUUUAUAUAGCACAUUUAAUUGCAACGUUGUUGCCUAAAGUGCUUCACAGUUACAUUAAAACAUACAUUUAUAAAAACAUUAGCAGGUGUUCAAAAGGCCCUGUCUAUGACAUCACUUGCUGCUGCAGCCUGGCACAGGUCAGAGUGCUUUGGCGGUUGCCAUCUUCAAACGGUCAUAUUUUAUAAAUCCUACAGUGAAGAGCUUUAUAUUGUGAGAAUCACAAGACCCAGACCUACAUUUUGAUGCAUAGUAUGUCUCUGAAGUAUUAAAAAUGAAGGCACAGUCGCAGUUUAGAAAUUGCCCUUCAAAUAUAAGCUGGCUGGAGUGGAGUUUCAAUGAAUGUCAAUUGACGGCGUGAGUUGCAAACAAAUGGUCAUAUUGUGCAAACUAUCAGGACUAUGGCUUAGCCGUGGACAUUUUUAGUGGCAGCAGGGAUAGCUGAACGUUUUGAUAUAAGAUUUGUGUAGGUGGGCUUGAAAAUGAGGGAGUGGUGGCAAUUUAGAAAUUAUGUCCUGAUUUUUCAGCUUUUGCCAGCUCCCACUCUAGUUCUGAACAUUUUGCCAUUCAUUCCUAUGGGACCAAUUUCGCCACAAGAACGACGAUAUUCCGUGAACCAUUUGGCGAAACGUUCCACAAAGUAAUAGCAAUCCAAUAAGGAACAAUCCGCACGUUUCGGUAUAUUACGGUCUAUGUAGUGUAAAAACUGUGGGAGGAGUUAGGGUGGUAAAUUUGGCUAUAAUAAGAAUAAGAAUAGUAUAUAUGUGAGAUAACAUUAAGUGGUCUUGCUAUGCAAGAACACUUAACUAAUUUUGUGAUUUUAAAGAAGAACUUGGGUGCCACCAAGACGGUGGUGAUGAACUUGCAGCUGAAGGUGCUUCUUAAUUAUGGCCCUAAUAACUGGCCUUCAGAUGCUACUUGAUUAUAUUGUAAAUAUGUUGGGACCUUGCUGCUGUACACCUGGAGAAUAACCUCUUCACAUAGAGAGAGUGAUCCUACAGCCGUAGUGGAUGACACCCAAUUUAGGAGACUUGUCUUGAUGAAGAGAACUUCAAUCAACUAUGAUUCAAUUUACCUAAAACAAAUUCCUAUCACACAAUCACAAUUUCUCAGGAUUUGCCAUACCAGUCCCCCCACUGUUGACAAAGCUGUUCAGUGCUUCAUCAUUGUAAAAUCUUGUAUGGUUGUGGACCUCAGAGACAGAGAUUCAUAAAGACUAACAAUUGUAUCUCUUCUCUCAUUUUCUGUGAAGAUGUAGCAUGGUUUGUGUCAUCAACAUACAGAAGCCUAAACAGGUCAAGGAACUUGCCCAAAUCCCAUAGCGGUUUCUCCAUGGAUAUUCUCUGUGAGCCCCAAGACCCUUCUUUUUCUUCUCUCUGGUUUGCAUUUAAAUGUAUUUUUCUGCAAUCUAAUUAAGUACGUGUAUUUUGAGCAAACAAAUUGCUUUAAUUUAGAUGGAUUCUAUGCAGUUUGCAAUAUCAGGUUUUACUUUUUGACCAAAGUUUAGGCAGGACAGGUUUUCACUGUCCUUUCCCCGCAUCCUGAUUUUGCUACGUGGUGUCUCCCAUCUGUGGACAUUAGGGAACUGUACCCAGCCAGCACAGCACAAAUGCAUAAUUAAAACAUCAUUAGACGUGCUCGUAAUAUGUUGUGGGCACUAAUCUUCAGCAGCACUCUUUGAACAGCCUGUCCUGACUGACUGUUAGUCAUCCUGGAGUGCAUUCACACCAGGCUGAUGUGCAUCUUUUAUAUGUGGUCCAGUCUCCCUUUCCCAGGUGGGGCUGCCAAUUUUGGGUGUUGCCAAUGAUGCAACUUGAUUCACUGGCACAAACCUAGCCUUAACCAGUCCCAUUUUCACAACCGCCAAAGCUGGGAGGUUUGAAAAGAUAACAGUACUCUCAAAAGAACAUGAAAGCCCUCUAUGCAUUUUUCACAGUGGCAAAAAGCAAGCAAAAGUAGUGUACAGCCCAGAUGCACUUCCCUCCUGUUCUACGUUGUUGUAAAACUUGAGGAUUGUGUGUUUUCACAUUUCUAUGUUUCAUGAGGUUUUCCAUCAGGACACACCUGCUAUGUUGCAGUGAUGCAUAAACCAACACUUGCAUAUUAAAAUAGAGCUACAUGCUAAUAUCCACACUAGUGAAGAUGUAUCUUUUACACGUGCUAGAUUGGGCUCACUUUAAGGUCCAACUAGGAGUUGUUUCCAAGUAAACAGAUGUGUGAAUACAUCCUUCUAAAUGCCAUCUACAGGAAUAGAACCAUAGUAGGCUAAAAUAUUACAGCAUAGACAAUAUGAUUCCAUUAACAGGGAAACAUUAGUCUGAUUGUUUAAAGUUUGUUUCUGAGUGUUUAACUUUACUCCUAAGUAUUAACUUGCCUCGCAUGCCUACUGUCAGUUCACCACUAAAGCAGCUGUGUAAUAUAUUAAUUGCUCCAUUUCUGCUCUGGAAGGGUCACAUUUGUUGAGAUAAAUCUAAAAAUUACACAUUGACUUAGCACAAACAUUCUACUUUAUCAUAAUAAACUAAGCGUCUUUAGUAAUGUAAUAAUAAUAAAAGCAUUUUAGAGAGUUAUUUGGGUUUGAAUAAGGAAAUAGCUUUAAAUUUUAGUAUGAAAUAAAUGAUUUUGUAUUAUGGACUAAGUUUGUAUUGUUACAUGCAAUAUUUAUGUUUCUAGGAUUGCUACCUCAUCAUCUGUAAAAGAAGUGUAAAAGUAAUAGUCUGCAGUGCCUAUAGUAAUGUAAUAGAACGCACAGGUAAUAACAUGUAUAUUGUGCUUGCUUAGAUAUACAGGAAAUAUGACAAAUUAAAAGUCAAUAAAAGAUAAAAACUGGUUCUUCCUGCUGGGAGGCCUGAAACUGCAUGGAAACAUAUACUCUAUAUCAGGCUUCCCCAAACUCCAGCCCUCCAGAUGUUGCUGAACUACAACUCCCAUGAUUCUCAGCCUAUUUUAUCCAUAGAAUUAUUGUAAGCUCACGGGCCAUCUAGCUAAGCACUUUGUGUAAAAGAGCUCCAAUGGCUAGAUAUCAGCUUACGGGCAGGGCUCUCUUACCUCUUGUAUUUGUUUGUGUAUAUUGUACGUUUCUCAACUAAUUGUACAGCGCUGCGGAAUCUGUGUGCGCUUUAUAAAUAGCAAUAAUAAAUAAAUAAAUCAUGGAAGUUGUAGUUCAGCAACAUCUGGAGGGCCAGAGUUUGGGAAAGCCUCCUCUAUAUCAUGUACGAAUAUAAUUUGGGCCAUUAAAAAUAUAUAUAUACACAGGUAAUACAAUGUUAAACAAAAAUCUGCACACCAGUCAAGCCAUAAGACUUGCUUUUUCCACAGAAAUCCCAAAUCUUCAGUGAUGUUACAACCGCAAAGGAUUCUGGGUGGGAAUAUGCAAAUUAGUUUCACAAAUAAUCAAAUUUUUGCUUCAUUCCAUUUUAAACAUGGAUUCCUUUUAAUCUGUGUUUGCAUUAUACAACUGCUUGGAACACAAUUUAGGAAAAGAUGCAAAACCAGUGAACCACUCAUGGACAGCUGUUUCAUUGUUAAUGCAACUCUUCAGCAUGAGGUUGGUUACUGGUUUGCGUAUUGAGGCUUGGUAGUGCUUGGGAAGCAAAAUCCAAAUAGGUUAUGGUGGGGAAAAAUUGUGAAUGAAAACCCCUUCCACCUGAAGUCUGUGGAUAGUUAUUACAAUGUUAAACAAAAAUCUUUGUUUAACAUUGUAUUAACUAUCCACAGACUUCAGGUGGAAGGGGUUUUCAGUCACAAUUUUUCCCCACCAUAACCUAUAUACAUAUAUAUAUAUAUAUUUUGUUUUUUUGUUGUUGCAGUUUCAUUUGGCCAAAGGUGUCUCUGAUUCUUUAUACUAUUUUACUUUCAAACACUUUAUAUGAGAAAGAAUAAGAAUAUCCAGCAUAAACCUUUAAGUCCACAGUGAAGUUUCGACCACACACAGCCUUUCUCAAACCCAGUGGUAACUUGAAACAGUGUAGGUAUAAGCAGAACUCUAAUUGACAAAGGGGUGGAGCACCACUCUCAGUUACCUAGAUCAUGUGAUAAGACAUGUGAACACAGAAUAUAAACACACUGUCAAUGAAUGAAUAAUGUGCAACACUGGGUUUAAGAACGGCCAUGUGUGUGGCCAAAACUUCACCUUUUACUUUGGAACCUUAAUAAUGGAUCUAUGGACUUAAAGGUUUGUGUUGGACAUUUUUUAUUCUAUCUAUUUUAUUCGAUCUAGAUUGUUGGCUGGUGGUGGAGCCAGGAUCCGUGCCCUCUAAAGUGACCUGUAUCUUCAUUGUUUAUUUUUAUACAUUUAGACAUUGCUAGGGGGAGAGAGAUAAUCAAGUUUGGAGUCCAGCGUGGGCUUCUGACAAGAUCGAGGUCUGUUUUUAACACUGUUUCACUGCUAACCCCAAGUCCCUGUAAAAAUCCAUAAAUGGAGGUGCAGGUGGAAAUAAUACCACUUGCAGAUUUUCCACUAGCCCCUUUCAGUUAAAUUAUUGUAAAUUAUGUCAUUAUUGGUGUAGCAAUGAUUUAUUAUACAAGAGGCAGAAUAUUAAAAGACAAACAAAUAUAAGGUUCAAGGGGUCAUAAAAUGUACAGUAGGGUGGAACCUUCUUGGUUUUGCCACCUAGCAAUGCCCCUGGUAUAUAAAAACAAAAAGUCCCAUUUGCACUGGUUUUGACCCUAAAGAGCACCUAAUUUCACCGGCAGUGCUCUAUUCUGUCCAGUCCAUCCCUGCAGAGGUAUUAUAAAUGGCAGUUUCCCAGCAGCCCUUGUGGCUUCAUUCCCUUGUGUUCGGUUGUCCGUCCCCCCUUGUUCGUCCCCCGAAUGACUGUUGUGGUCCCCCUUUUUAUACCUUACCGAACACGACCUCCCCUGGCUGUUAACCACAAAUUAACAACUUGACUCAUUCGCUCGAGUGCUUUCCAUGGGUGGACGCCAUUCUUAUAACCGAACGCACGUGGUCCAGUGCAUGGCUGCCAUUUUAUCUCCCAAACACAGGCAUCGGUACAUGGUCGAAUGCCUGGAACUAUUUUCGGCCACGCGAGUCCGCGAACCCGGGCGGAGUUUGUACCGCUGCCCGUUCAACUUCCCGACCAUCUCGACGAACCACGGGUGAAUAGAAGGGUAGGUGGAAUAUCAGUACUUGCAAUUGUAGUAUGUGGCUGCUGAAACUUCCCAAAAAGCAGAGUCUCUUCUUUUCUGGUGGUACAAUGGAUGUAGGUAGUAGGAUCAGGGAGCAGCGCCUGUGAAGGAAUUCCCACGCUCAGAGCGAUAUGGAGGAGGGAAGGAAAAAGACACGGAUAUAGUGUAGUAUAUUGAGAUCUUAAGUGAUGGUAAAUGAAGGGAAAGGAAUUGCACUUACAAUUUUCUGGAGCCUAUACUCAGCUCCAGAUAUGUGCGCCUGGCCGGUACAAUCCCCACAUAUGGAUAUGUAGAUGGUCCUUGGAUGUCCUUAAAAAGGGGGUUUCCAGUGGUGGUAGGGUAUAUCUCCUUUCCAAUGGCAGUAGGCCGGUAUUCAAAUAGUUGGUGAUAUAUAAAAAGGAUAAAAACACAAAAUAGUGCUCUCUGGAUAAUACAAAAUAAAAUGAUUUUUUUUUAAAUGGAGAUAUACUCACAAGUGAAGAGCAAAUAGGAUAUUGCUCAAUAUAUGUAGGUGUAGGUGGUAUGAUCCCCACCAAGGAUAUCACUCCUCAAGUCCUCCAGUGGGGGUGUUGGAGAGAGUAAAAGGAAUUAUAUUAUAAAAUAAAAUAAAAAGGAUAGGCUUGGAGGCUCCAAUAGCAUAAAUGAGCUAUCUUUAUUGGAGAUAAAAAAAAUAGUAACAUAAGACAGCUUUAAAAAACACUAACGCGUUUCUCCUGCAAAGAGGCUUUAGCAAAGUGUUACAGCAUCAGAGGCCUAUCCUGUUUAAAUAGCAGAUACAAUUGAUUACAUCAUUACAAUUAGUGACAUCAUCAAUCAUGUGAUACAGAAAACAUUAAAACGUAUUAAUUUAAAAACAAGCAAUAAUACAGUGCAGAUGGGAGGGGGACAUAAAAUGGGUAUAAAUUAUCAAAUGGAUAAACAUAAAUCUUAAAAUUGAGGAAGAUAAAAGAAUGAUCUCUUUUUGUGCCAUAGAAAAAGUAUCCCCCUCGUGGCGAGGAGGCAACCAUCCAAAACGUCUAGGCAAAAAAGAGAUGAAUUGGGUAUUCACACUAGACACUUUGGUACCCCAAGGGUUAAACGUAGAUUUUGAUCUGUAUAACUUUUUGUAAAUAAUAAUGUUACUUGGUCCUCUUUCUUGAAUAAUAUGUUUAACCACACCCCUUUUACAUUUGCCAUAGGUACCAAAGUGUUUAUUCUGUUAUUAUAAACAAUGUAUGUCUCCAUUUAUGAUCUCAAGGUCUCUCACAUUUAUUUUAUCUGAUCCUUUUUCUUUUAAACAGACUUUUAAUCACACCUAUUUUACACUUGCUCAGAGUUUUUAUUCUGUAUUUUUUAAAUGUUCCAUUCUCCUAGUACUGUUAUUUUAUGUUUUAGUUAUAUUCCUUUUUACUCUCACUUCUAGUUUCUUUUAGGCAUGUAUUUCUUCCUUUUACUACAUUCCCCAUGAUUCUAUGGGGUAGAAGGAGAAUCCUGUCGUCCUUUAGUCUUGCCAGCCUUCUCCCCCUGUUUCCUCUCAGUUCAGGUACUAAGUGUUUCCUAUCUCCAUGACAACGUGACCCGGUCAGUCAUGUGACAGGUCAUGUCUGUCAUUCCCACCAUAAGGCCAGCCCUCCCUUACCCCCCGGACUACAAGACUGUGUAGGGAUGGUCUCCAAGGCCAGUUGAUCAUGUUGGUUUGGGUUGGGGGGUCACCAUUUUGUUUGUUUGUUCUUUCUAAAAAAAAUAAAAAAAUUGGUGGUAAAGUUGGAGAAGGAAAAAAAAAAUUCCUCUUCCUUUACUUUCUUUCUAAAAAAAAUAAUCGUUUUCAGCAGGGAGACAUCUCUUUCAUCUCCCCAUCCCCUAUACUAGGGAUUUAGGUACUUUUGAUAUAGGGAAAAUUAGGCCAGUGGCAGCCAUGUUGGUGUCCCCCAUUAACAUAAUUUGGCAGCCAUCUUGGUGCCCUUCUUAAAAACCACCACAUCCUCUUCUUUUAUCUUCCUUAAUUUUAAGAUUUAUGUUUAUCCAUUUGAUAAUUUAUACCCAUUUUAUGUCCUCCUCCCAUCUGCACUGUAUUAUUGCUUGUUUUAAAUUAAUACGUUUUAAUAUUUUCUGUAUCACAUGAUUGAUGUCACUAAUUGUAAUGAUGUAAUCAAUUGUAUCUGCUAUUUAAACAGGAUAGGCCUCUGAUGCUGUAACAUUUUGAUAAACACUUUGAUAAAGCCUCUUUGCAGGAGAUACGCGUUAAUGUUUUUAAAGUUGUUUUAUGUUACUAUUUUUUUAAUCUCCAAUAAAGAUAGCCCAUUUAUGCUACUGGAGCCUCCAAGCCUAUCCUUUUUAUUCUAUUUUAUAAUAUAAUUCCUUUUACUCUCUCCAACACCCCCACUGGAGGACUCGAGGAGUGAUAUCCUUGGUGGGGAUCAUACCACCUACUUGUGAGCAUACCUCCAUUUAAAAAAAUAAUAAUUUUAUUUUGUAUUAUCCAGAGAACACUAUUUUGUGUUUUUAUCUUUUUUAUAUAUCACCAACUAUCACCAACUAUUUGAAUACCGGCCUACUGCCAUUGGAAAGGAGAUAUACCCUACCACCACUGGAGACCCCCUUUAGGGCUCCCCUAUAUCUUGUAAGUUGGUUCUAGUUUAGAAGCCAGGAAGGAAGUAGAUGUGGGACAGAGGUCUCAGAGAACAUAGAUGUUGGGUCAUAGAUGGGGGGGCCCAGGAGGCAGUAGUGAGCCAAAAGCGAGGAUAAGAGUUUCGUAGUCAGGGUAAGCCAAGGUCGAGGGCAGGCAGCGCAGGUUCAGAAACGGUAUAACAGGCAGAUAGGUUAAGGGCUGGAUAAGACAGUAUUCACAGAAGUGUAAAUACCGAAGAGCACAGUAUAACUGAGCACUAAGGUAGAGGUUAGUUGGGUUUAUAUAAGGGAGAGGUAUCCAUCUCUCACAUAUCAUUGGUUAAACAGUAAUUAGCCCUUUGGGAUGUUUCAGGUGCCUAGAGUGAGUGCAGUUUACAUGUGGGUUCGUCUGGUGCUUCCGCGGGUGCGGCGUGGCGAGCCGCAGCACCGCGGCCACGAGUCAGCGGGAUGCCGACCGUCUGUCCUUGCGGUCAGACCCGUCGGAGUCCUGGGCGUGCAGCGAAGAGAGACCGCCACAGGAGUGGACGGAGAUGCGGAGGGGGACCCCCAGGUAAGCGUGGUCGUGACUGUAGACUACACUACAGGAAUUCUGUGAAUGCUGCAACAGCAGCCUGCAAUGUCCUUUGUAUUUCAGAUACUGGGUGCAGCUAUACUUACUGUAUGACAUCAAUUAAAUCCCAGGCAGUGUAACAGCCAGAUUUAUUGUUUAUUUUUCAUGCUUUUACAAAUGACAUUAUACAUUCUUAUUGUUGUCUGUUCCAUUUGCCAGAGUAUCCAUUUUUCAUACCAGUGCCAUUUUAGAGUAUUCCAUGACUUACAAUUCAUAGCAAAGUAUAGUCAUUCUCACUGCCUUUUCCAGAUUACAUGACUUCGAUUCUUGACUGCUUUCUCACUUGAGAGAGUGCUGCAAGGCCACAGUGAGAAAAAAACCCCACACAUUUUUCAAUCAAAAGUCACGGAUAAGCCUCACAAAGGAUUUUUCACAGUAAAGGCAAUGCCUGUACUCCACAAGAAAAUCAAACUAAACUGCAUGUGCUUUACUAGAGUAAAUUACUAUCAAACCUAAGUGUUAUUUUAAAUCCAUAUCCUAUUCCCUUGGUAUUAAAAAAAAGCACGCAAAACGCACAUACUGAGCUAUUUUGUGAUGUGUUGUAAAUUGGGGCGGCUGAUGUAAAACAAACGUACAUCAAAGCACAUUAUACCAUAAUUUAAACACAUUCUAUCAUUAACAAAAUAUCCUGACGGAUUUACAGUUUUGUCUGUGUCGAAUUUCAGACAAGCAUUUCCUAUUGUUUUUCCCUCAAUCCCAGGGAGAUCUAACAUCCCACAAUCUUACUAUACUCAUUUAUUUAUUUUACUUUGGGAAAUUGCUUACUUAGUCUCCAUGCCAACACAAAAAAAACACACAAAUACGUUUACAGGGUUCCCCUCUGCAGGAAACAAAAAAGAGAACUUUUCUAUUUUUAAGUAAAAAUGUUGCACUAAUGACCAUUUCAAUUCUUAUGAAAGUUUGAAAGUUUUCCAUAUUUAACUUGACAAUCUUGAGCAAUUAUGUAAGUUUAGGUUGCUAUAGAUUGAAUUUCUGUGUUUUAUUGUUACAGUUGUCACGUGCAUGGCUUUUUGUUGGGUCAGUUAAAUAUUUAUACAGUCUCUAGCCAAUACAAGUUCCUUCCCUGAGCUAGUCGUACAUUGAAAGACCAGUGAAGUGGGAAUAUGGUUAUUUAGUUUUCUGUUUGUGUUACUAACAGUCUUAUUAAAGUAUUCCACUUUAUCAGUUGACAUAGCAAAAGUUAUUUUAUUACAUUCACUUAGUAUUCAGAAUGCCUGAAAUUUAUUUUCUGCCCUAGUGAUAUCUGAAUGGAUUCAGGGAUAUUUAUGAUUUAAAAAAAAAACAAAAAAACAUAUUCUAGCUCAGAAUCAUGCCCACAUGUCCAAGAGAUCAUAAGGGAGUAUUUGGGUCUGCAUUAAAGUUUGAAAAAAUUAUUAAUGAUGACUGCUCACAAUUCUGUUGGUUGAGGUGUAUAACAGAUAGCUUUGGGAGAGGGCCUGCCUGGGUAGCCCGUAUGCAGAAUGCUCUAAAUUGGCUCUACUGCCUUUAGAGGGUCUUCACAAAUUUUGCAACAGCCUCCAAAGGUGAGAUCCCCAGUUGGUGUGCGGCAUCACUGGAUGAAGUUAAAGGAAUUUCUACUUAGUUAAACCACUCUCUUGUGGGUGAUGCCAUCUUCUUACUACAGCUAAUGGAACUUUAUCUACCAUCAGCUGCUUCACUGCUGUUCUCUCAAACAUUCAGAAGAGUACAGAACAGAGGUCCAUAGAUCAUCCAUAGCCCAACUUUCAUAAUGUAGGAGAAGAUGUCUGUUCCCAACAGCUGUCGCUAGCAAUUUUUGUAGGAGUUUACAAGACGUCAUUGUGGCAGCUAUGCCUUUUGUCAAGUUUUGUCAAGUUCAGGCUUGAUCAUAAGACAACCUAGUCCCUAUUUUUGUUUUAUUGUGUUAGAAUUUCAAUUAAAUUCCAGCAGUCAAUGUGAGUAUUUCACAAAUAUUUUAUUUUUAUGACCGAGCCUCUUUAAGUGUAAUUGUAUGUUCAUAUAUGACCAACAUUAGCCUCACAUAGUGCAAGAAUGUUAAUGAUGUACAUGUGUCUCCAUUUCUUGAGAAUUGUUCUCUUAUUGUUUCCCGGUGUGUUAGAAGGGUGACAAAUCUGUACUGUACCACUAGAUCCUGCUUUAUGACAGCAAUUCGAGAAAACCCAUUUUUAUUGUUUUUUUCAAAUUGCCAAGUUUGCCAAAAACCAAGCUGCCAAACCUCUCUUUCUAAAAUCUGACUGUGAAUCUAAAAAUGCAAUUCACAAACAUCACUGUAUCAUAUUAUUGCUGCUGGACAGGAUAAGGUGCAUAUGCAUCUAGUAGUUACAAAAAAAAUAUACAUCUUGUAGUUACUGCGUUUGUUUGCAAGAUCUUUAAAAUACAGAAUUAUUGUAAGGCUAUGGUAGCACAAUGGCGGAUCCCCCGUGAAAAUAUGUUGAAAAUCCUUUCAAGUUUAAGAGGCCCUGUCAGCUCGGGCCCCUUACAUACAUACUGAACCGGUGGGGAGAUCAAAGAUCUUCCUCGCCAGGUCUUUGCAGAACUGUGUAGCAUGAAGGGGGGCAGGAGCGACUCAGCUUUCACCUCCGCGGCUGGCCGAGUCCCGGCUUUCAGCACGCUCGAUUCCACGUGGUGCUAGGACUCACGGGAAGAGCUUUCAUCCCGCGGAGCUACUCUUACCUCUUAGACCCUAGAGUACCACCGGACCACCAGGGAAUACAGUGCCACCGGAUCACCAGGGAAUAUGCUGCCCCCUUCCCUGGAUGCAGAUAAGAAACAGGAGAGGAGGGACACUUAAAAAAUAUAAAAAUAAAAUAAAUAUAAUAAAAUUGAAAAUCAGACCCUUAUCCUAGCAUGCAAAGUCUCUCUCACACUACACACUCUGCACCCCUCACAAUCAAUCACACACUGCACCCCACACACACUGCAUCCCUCACAACCACACACUGCACCGCUCACAAUCACAAUCACACACUGCACCCCUCACAUGUUUAUACCUCCUCCGUGAUGUCGCAGGAGUGGUAAGCAGACUCGAAGGAGACUCAGCAUUUGAAAAGGGUGUGUAAAACCCUUGAUUUUAUUAUUUUUAUGGCACACACAGGGGGGAGGGAGUUUUAUUCCUCACUCUUUAGUGUUCCUUUAAGUUGUAAUUUAAUAAUACUGUGCUUGAUGUUUAACUUUCCAUUUAACAAUAACCCCAGCUGUGCAUUGUGUCCACUUCAUUUGCCUUGCAUUGUGUUGUGUGCAAGGAAUUAUUGACCAUUCUGCCAACUGAUCUGACUUCUUCCGCUUUUGUCUUGUUAUUAUGCUGCAAUUUAAUGGUGUACUUUUAUUCAUAAAACCACACUAUUUCAAUAGAUAACAGUCACUCAACCUAUUUAAUCAAUGUUACUAUUCCAUUUAUAAGCUUCAGUAAAUUCUGCAAUACAACAUGUCUUUUGUGUGCAAUUGUUCUAUUCAAACCUCAGAAUUAUUUGAUUCUAGAUCUUUUUUUUUUUACAAUAGAUAUAUCCUUUGCAAAUAGUUUUUUUUUGUUGUGUCUGUGUUUUGUCCCUUUAUGUAGACACUAUGGGUAUGGUCCUGUACAGUAUAUACGUCACCUCUAAGCAGGGUUUCCAGAUCUGUGAAGCUGAUGAAUUCUGUGCUUGAAAGUACUGGAAGGCAGAAUGGUGAAUUUUGUACUUCUAGCAGACCUGACUUGGAGGGCAUGUAUGUUAUGAAACUAUUAACACAAUUCAUUUGCCCAUGAAGGGCAUGUAGGACUAGAAAGACUGCAGGCUCUCUUAGGACUGGCCAUACAUUAAGUUAGGACUGGCCAUACGAUAAAUGAGAAACAUAGCUACAUAGAACGUGACGACAGAUAAGAACCAUUCGGCCCAUCUAGUCUGCCCAAUUAUUUGCAUAUGGAAUCUCAUUAUAAGUGCAUGUCUGUAUGCAUGCUUGUGUAUCUUUUUUUCCAAUUUCUAUUUAUUGAAUGUUUUUUGUCUUACAUUUUGAUUCACAGCAUGUAAACACAGGAUUCAAGCAUGCCAAGGUGCAAAUAUAGUCAAACAUAAGCCUGAAUCAAGGCUCCGUUAGAAGAAACAACUGAGAGAAAAAUAUGAUAUUAUUUAACUUUAGUUAAGUACUACAAUAUCAUAUAAUAAGAUUAGUUUGGGCUCUCGAUUUACCCCUGACUUGCACUGCCCUUUCAUUAAGUCCUCCCAACCCUACAUAAAAUAAAUAUUAGUGCCUAAACUAUUUUCAUUUUAAAUAGAGCCUACAAAGGUUAGAUGUUAGAUCAUAUGUUGGUAUCUGACUCACUGAUGCCAGAUUACUACUAUUAUUAUUUAUAGAAAGACAACUAAUUCCACAGUGCUGUAAAAGGUUGGACCAACAGAGAAGUAGUUGCAACAAGACAAGUUAGACAUACAUGAAAAGGAGGUUCUGAGAGUCCUGAUCAAACAAGCUUACAUUCCAAGGUGGUGGGGUAAAAUUACACAAGAGGUAAGGGUAAAAUGUAUUUUGUGUAAUGGAAAAGUAGGUAGCUAGAAUAGUUUCCAAUGAAGGUUUAGGUUUUUUUUUUUUAGAUGACACAGUUGCAGGACAAGAGGGGGGUGUGUGAGAUGUGGGGAGGAAAAGUUGCUAACAGUUUAAUUGUUAGGUCUUCUUGAAGAAGUGAGAUUUCAGAAUUUUUUUUAAGGAAUGGAGACCAGGUGAGAGUCUAAUGGAGCAAGGAAAGGAGUUCCACAGGAAUAGUGCAGCCCUAGAGAAGUCUUGAUGGUGGGAGUCAGAGAUGCAAAUGAAAACAGAGGGUUGAUGCAGGCCUUCUGCAGAGCAUAGGGGCCUGGAAGGCACAUACUUGUGUAUUAGGGAGGAUAGGUAGGUAGGAGCAAGUUCUGUAAGCAAGUAACAGAAAUUUUAAUUGAGUCCUAUAUCUUACAGGAAGCUAAUAUAAGGUCUGACCAAGGGAGAGGCAUGGGAGCUGCAGGAGGACAACAAGAUGAGCCUUGCUGCAGCAUUCAUGAAUACUGUAACGGACCGAGCUGGGAGUCCAUCAGACUAUUGAGAAGCAGAUUGUAGUACAGAUGGGAGAUGAUAGCAGCAUGGAUGUGAACAUUAUUUGCAUCUAGUACUAGGUAGGAGAGGACGUGAACUAUGUUUCUGAGAUGGAAGCAACAUCUCAAAAACAUAGUUCGCAGUAAAUUACUGGAUAUGAGGGGUAAAGGACAGGUUAGAAUCAAAGAGAACACCAUGGCAGCAAGCGUGAAGUAGAGCUGUGUAGUGUCUCUGAUAGCCUUGGAAGCCAUAGUGCUUGAGAAUUUAGUUUUGAAAGAAUUGAAUAGGAGAGAAAGAACCAGAAAUGGAAACACUGAAAGAGAUAGGAGGAGAAACAGGAAAGAGCAGAGUCUUGUAGACCGAGGUUGGAGGAUGAGAAGAAGAAGUUGAUGAUCAACAGUGUUGAAAGCAGCAAAGAGGUCAAGGAGGAUUAGAAGGGAGUAGUGGCCACUGGAUUUUGAAGCAGUUAAGUAAGUGGAUAUUUUGGCUAGAUCCAAUAAUUUUUCCGGGACACAAUGGGUACACAAGCUGAUGGGCUGCAUAUGACAUUGGUUGAUUUCCUAUGUUUCCUUAAUCAGUGAGCAAUGCUGACAAACUGCCAUGAUUAUUAUAUUAAUAUGAAACAAACAUAUGAAUACUUCAUAUUACAGAGCAAAAAAUUUCAACCAUUGUCUUCAAAAUGAAGAAGCAAUGUGCAUCCAGAAAAAUAUAUAACUUGACUAUAUCUGUGGAUUUGAUGGGCAUAUAGGAAUGCACUGUCAGCAAACCAGUCCUAGUUUCAACCAAAGGGCACAUGAAUAAGAAGUCAAAUUUGUCUUUUGCUUUCAGAUACAUUGCAACAUUUCCUCCAGAUGUCCCAGGUCUAAUAAAAGCAUCAACACAGCAAGGGCAAUGUUUUGUGUUUCCUGCGUUGAAGGAUUAUAAAUCUGAUUGCAAAAUAUAUAUAUCUUAUUUCAGCAAUAUCUAGUUAAAAGGAACACUCCUGUCACCAUAACAACUUCAUCUAAAUUAAGAAAUGAUGGUGCCAGGAGGCCCCAGGGUGCUUUCUUAUCUUGAUGGGUUAAACUGUUCUUGAAUGGUUUAACCCCAAAGACUUCCUUUAGCACCAGAUUUACCAGUUCCCCUGCAGCAUACGGCUUUCAAUACAGAGUUUCAGGAAGCAUGCACUACCACCGGGCAGGGGCACACUGAUUUGGUAGAGCAGUCAGCUGAUGCUCUAAGCCAAUCAGUAGCUACCCAUUCAUUAUAUAUAUAAAUGGAGAACUAUUGAUUGGCUUAGAAUAUGAGCUGACCUCUCUAGGCAAUCAGCUGUGCCCCUGUCUGGUGGUACUUUGUGCUUCCUGAAACCCAAUUUCAGAAGGAUCAGGAAAUCUGGUGCUUGAGGCAGCCACUGAUAUAGUAAAGUUAUAUAUUUUUAUGGAUACACAUUGCUUCUUCAUUUUGAAGUACACUGUUUGAAGUGUUGUGCUCUAUAAUAUGAAGCAUUCAUAUGUUUCAUAUUAAUAUAAAAGAUAUAAUAAUGAUGGCAACUUUUUAACUUUGCUCAUUGAUUAAGGAAGCAUAGGAAUUCGACAUAUGGUCAUGUGCAGCCCAUCAGCUUGUGUACCCGUUGUGUCCAGAAAAAAUAAAAAAUUGGAUCUGGCCCUGACCAAAUUAUCCAAUUACUUAAUUGCUGCAAAAUCCAGUGGUCAUUACUCCCUUGUAAUUCUCCUUAAUCUCUCUGCUGCUUUCAACACUGCUGAUCAUCAACUGUUCAUCCUGCAACCUAGGUCCACAAGACUCUCUUGUCUCUCCUGGUUCUUCUACCUCCCCCAGCGCUCUUUUAGUGUCUCCAUUUCUGGUUAUUUCUUUCCUACGCAACCUCUCUCUGUUGUUGUUCCCCAAGUUUUGGUCCCUUACUUUUCUCAAUCUAUACUACCUCCUUUGGUUAACUUAUCAGUUAUUUUAUGCUGAUAACGUUCAAACAAAUCGGUCUUCUACUAAUCUUACACUGAAUUUUGUAAGGUAAGAAAGCGUCUAGGGGCCUCCUGACACCAUAACAACUUAAUUUAGAUGAUGUUGCUAUGGUGGCAAGAGUUGUAUUUUAACUAUGCAGUUAUCAGGGAAGUCUGGUUUCAAACAUAUGAGUCCAUUGAAAACUCUGAAUGUCAGUCAAGAUUACCCAGGUACUGUCACUUCUCUGGCAAGUAUACCGCUAAAUAACACAUUGAAAGUCACCUGUAUUGUUUUACAUUUUUAUGUGAUGCUCUUUUCUUUAAAAGUAUGUUAACGAUUAAGCAAAUUACAUCUUAACCAAGUUCAGUCCAGGCACAGCGAGCGCACACCUUUCAAAUGGGGACUAACAGAAACAUUGUUUCAGUGUUUUAUACACCACCUUCUAUAGACUGUAAGCUCGUUUGACCAGGGUCCUCUUCAUCAUAUUAUUCCUGUAAGUUUUUGUAAUUGUCUCACUUAUUGUUAAUUCUUCCCCUCCAAUAUUAUUGUAAAGCGCUACGGAAUUUGUUGGCGCUAUAUAAAUGCAAAUAAUAAUAAUAAUAAUAAUAAUAAUAAUAAUAAUAAUAUUCUCCUCUUCUCUGUAUGCAUUCCUUGUUGAGUUCCAGAUGAAAAGGAUAGAGCUUAUAAAAGUGAUUUACUCUCCUCAACAGGAAAGCAGAAUCCUACUAACUCAUGUAAAUACUCACCACAGGCCUGUGUCUCAUCACCCUGCAGCAACGAACAUCAUUUGGUCUGUGAAAUCAUCCUAGCUCUGUGACAGAUUUAGCUCUUUUUCUUACCUCACAUUUUUCAUUUAAUUUUUUCUUUUUUUUUAAAGUGUAUUUUCUCUGUAUGCUCCUAUGUUUUUAUUUUCUCAUUUUCUUACUGUCCAUUGACAACUAUAGAACGCAGGUCAUGCUAGGCAUACCUAUUUACAUUCCUUUAAAGUGGCACUGUCAUCGUCUGAGAACUUUACUGAAUUUGCAAAGACCCCUGACAGUGACCCUACUAGCCUGAACAUGUCCCUCACGGGUGCGGUUAUUUUGUUCCUCCGGGUCCUCUUUAGCUCCUGACAUCACUGCUGUGCUCUCGUGUACAGUAUUGAGGUCUAUGGAGAAUCACACAAUUAUUAUUAACAUUUAUAAAGAGCCAACAAAUUCCGUAGUGCUGUUCAAUGGGAUAAAGCACCAGACAGAGACAAUUCCCUGCAACCAUCACCGGUGACGGAUGCCAGGAUUGACUCUGCAACAUCGCCCAGAGUUGGGGAAAGUCAGGUGGAGGAAAGAUAUAGAGACAAAGUCGACCCUACCCUGACUGGGUUGGAAUUUGAAUGAAUAUCUUGAUUGGGUUGUAAAUUCAGUGAAAUUCCAACACAGUCAUAAUGAGUAUUUUCUGACGAUUAUAUCUUUGUAAAAUACUCGCUUUUCAGGGUGGAAUGACAGUGCCACUUUAAAGAUAUUUUCUAGAAAUAUUUGUGAAGACAAUGAAUUAUACUUCUGUUUCCUAAAAUGUAUAUACUUGCAUCUCUGCCAUAAUGGGUACUACUCUGUCUCCAUAUAGCAAAAUUAACAGCAAUCGGGGCAGGCACAUCUAUAAGGCGUCAGGGCGCCAGAGCAGAUGGGUACAAAAAAGUGGAUUUUAUUUUUAUUUUUAAGCAGCCCCUGUGCCCCCUCUACAGACCCUGUCCUCCCUGUACAGAUCCUGCCCCCCACCUUUAGCCCCCUAACUCCUCAAUUAGAGCCCCUAUCACCCCACUACAACCCAUGACCAGUGUCAUUUCCAAGAUUAGGUUCUGGAUCCGCACCUGCUCUGUAUGCCCGUGUCUGUAUGAUUAUACAUCACUGUAUGUAUGUCUUUGUAUGACUGUGUCCGCAUGUCACUGUAUGACUGUGUGGUCGCAUGUCACUGUAUGAUUGUGUCUGCAUGUCACUGUAUUACUGGGUCCGCAUGUCUCUGUAUGACUGUGUCUAUGUCUCUGUAUGUCUGUAUGUCUCUGUAGGACAGUGUCUGUAUGUCUCUGUAUGACAGUCAGGGCCGCCAUCAGAAAUUUUUGGGCCCCUAAAUCAGCUCAGGGUCUGGGCCGUGCAUCCAAGUCUGCCCACAGGGACCGCCUUCAAAUCCCGCCCACAGGAAUACACACACACACACAAACACACGCACUGAUACAAAAGGCCACAGUUACACACACAUACUAACAAACACACUAAAACAGACAUACACACAUAUAGGCAUACAUAUUGAAACACACACAUAUACAGACACACAGGCAUACAUAGUGACACACAGACACAUUCUAACAUGCAUACUGACAGACAGACAUGCAUACUGACAUACAUGCAUGCUGACAUACAGACUGACUGACACAUAGAGCUCAUUUUUCAGCCACCCUCCUGUUUCUUACCUUUCCCUUGUAGGAGGGUGGCUGGGGGAGUCGGCGCGGCUCUCCCUCUUCAAGACCUCCACGCCGACUCUCCUCCCGUGCGGAGUGAGCUGGGAGGAAGUGACCGCCCGUCACUUCCUCCCAGCAGCACUUGCAUUGCGGCUGCAAUUUUUUAAAAGCGGCCCAGUCGCGCUAUUACACAGCCAUAGCGCUGACUGGGCCCCUGAAGAUAUAGGGCCCAUGGGCCACCCGAUGGGCCCCUUCAGCAUGCGGGCCCCGGUUCACCGACGGCAGUUCCCCCGCAACCGUCAUGGUUGUCACCCCCUGAUGGCGGACCUGAUGACAGUGUCUGUAUGUCUCUGUAUGACAGUGUCUGCAUGUCUCUUUGUGUGUUUGUAUGACUGUAUGUCUGUGUUUGUACGACAGUGUAGCUGUAUGUGUAGAUUGUAUGACUGUGUGCCUGUAUGAAUGUGUUGGAUUGUGUGCUUGCAUAUCUCUGUGACUGUGUGCCUCAAUAAUUAUGCCUGUAUGGUUGUGUUUGUUGCUAUAUAUCUAUGUCUAUAUGGCAUGGGAGAAAUAAAAGGCACACAACUGGCCCUGGAGGGAAGGGACACACAAAACAAGCUAUGGGAGAGACCCACAGAAAAGGGCUGAGGGGGAGAAAAAAAAAGAGAAACACAAGGGGGCUUGUAAUAGACAAAAAUUCUUGCACUGGCUUUGGCAGAAAUAUAAGCUAUACAAUAGAGCAUUUGAGAGGCAAAUAAAGUGAGAGUGUGUCGAGAAAGAGUGUUUGAAAGAGUGAGUGUUUUAAAUAAAAUAAGUAAACGUUGGAGGAGAGAAAUAAUUUUUUAGCCUAAAUAGAAGUCGUAAGAUUAUAAAACGUGUUUUUAAUAUAGCAAUAAGUAAAAGGGUUAUAAUAUAACCACAAGGUGGCAGAGGAAUAUAACCACACAGAAAAUUGAAUAAUUAUUGAACACAAUGAUACUAAGUGAUCUAUUAACAAUAUAUACAGUGCUAGAAAAGCAAACGAAAAUAUAUAUAUAUAUAUAUAUAUAUAUAUAUAUAUAUAUAUAUAUAUAUAUAUACACAUAUACAUACAUAUACACACAUAUGCUAGUAGCAACCAGAGCUGAGUGCUAAUACGUGCCCUGUAAGAGAUAAAGUAUACUAUGUCACCAAUAUCGAUAAGAUACAAUGUAAUAUCCUAGUUGCUAUGCUGUGCCGGGGGGAGCCCUCAGUUAAACAGUGGUCAGUCUCUGUAUAGCAGCUUCUAGAACAGGGGUAGGCAACCUCCGGCACUAGUGCCAUGCACGGCACUCUAGGUGUCUUUGCACGGUACUCAAGGCUGCUAGAGCCAAACAGGCUCUGUCCUAUCAGGAGUCCCAGUAAAACUUCAGAUAUCUGUUAAUACGAAAAGGUGGUGAAGGAUAAUCCUCAAUUUAUGCAUUGCAGCAUGUAGAGGAAGUGAUCUCAGAUAACUUCCUCCGAGCACUUGUGAAUAGGAAUCCACACUGUAGCAGAGCAGCCUGCAGCUCCUAUACUUGAGCUAUACCUGGCCGGCCUGGUCCCCACUGGAACCUAGGGAAGCCACCCACACUGCUAGAUAUACACAGAAAUGCAGAAUAACCCUCCCAUCAUACAAAUAAUAUGAACAGCCCACACACAAACAUACACAGCCCACAAACGUAACCCGCUAACAAUCCACAUACAUGCACGCAACCCUGCAUGCAGCCUCUCACAUGCAAUAACCCAAACAGCCCCCACACACUACCAAACACACAAUGUGACAUAUCCAUCCACACACACACACACACACACACAAUUCCUCAAGCAGCCCUCAUACACAGCCCACAUUCAUAUACAUCAUACACGAUACCAUAAACUACUAAUGAACAUAUACAAUAUAAUAGCUCAUAUACGCACAAAUACAAUGAUACAAAGCAAUUACAGUAAAAAUAACACAAGCAGAAUAUGGCAGCAUACACAGCUCAAUUUAAAAAAAAUAGGAUCGCGCACGCUACGGGACAUCACAAUCCUAUAUCGGCACACUGCUACUAAAAGGUUGCCUACACCUGUUCUAGAUUGUCGUUAGCAAAGGUAAUGGUGAUAGGAAUGGUAAGCUGUCAAAUCUUAUGUCUGAUCUGUGCCUUUAUGGGCAACUGUGCUAGAGUCUGUAGGACUAGUACUAGCCAUCUUUAAUCGGAAGCCCUGAUCACUAUAAUCAUACCGAAGUGCAUGAGGUAAAGGGAAUAGUAUUACUGCUCGUUAUAUUGGCUACUCUGUGCCUUUCAGGGCACCUUUGUUUACCAAAGGUAAACAGAAUCUAGCUGUCACUAGUUAAGCAGUAUGCAAGUGCAUAAGGUAGAGGAAUAGGUCAUAAAUAAUACUACUCGUUAUGUUAGCUGAUCUGUGCCUUCAUGGGCACCUGUAUUAGCCAAAAGUAAUUGCAAUCUAGCUGUCACUAAUAGAGCAGUAUUGUAGAGAUCAGUAUACUUGGGUCAGACUGCGUCUGAAGGAUACAGUAACUGGAGGUCUGCUGCACGUGCUGAUUGCACAACGGGAUGUAAUAGAAUGUUUGGUGUGCAGAUUGACCACAAGUGAUAAGUGGAGCCCCGACGCGCGUUUCACCGGUACGGCAGCUAUUCAGCGGGAAUUGAGCCUCUGUUAACAGAGGUUUUAAAUUUCCGGCUGUAAUUUUUAAUUGGUAAACCUUUGGUAAACAAAGGUGUCCUGAAAGGCACAGAUUAGCCAAUAUAACGAGCAGUAUUACUAUUCCCUUUACCUCAUGCACUUGGGAAUGAUGAUAGUGAUCAGGGCUUCCGAUUAGAGAUGGCUAGUACUAGUCUUAUAGACUCUAGCACAGGUUCCAAUGAAGGCACAGAUCAGACAUAGGAUUUGACAGCUUACCUUUGCUAACAACAUUCUGGAAGCUGCUAUACAGAGACUGAGCACUGUUUAACCGAGGGUUCCCCCUGGCACAGCAUAGCAACUAGGAUAUUACGUUGUAUCUUAUCGAUAUUAGUAACAUAGUAUACUUUAUCUCUUACAGGACACGUAUUAGCACUCAGCUCUGGUUGCUACUAGCAUAUGUAUAUAUAUAUAUAUAUAUAUUUAUAUUUAUAUUUUCUCGUUUGCUUUUUUAGCACUGUACAUAUUGUUAAUAGAUCACUUUAUAUAAUUGUGUUCAAUUAUUAGAUUAUUUCCUGUGUGGUUAUAUUCUACUGCCACCUUGUGGUUACAGUAUAACCCCAUUUACUAAUUGCUAUAUUACAAGCUACGUUUUAUUAUCUUACGACUUCUAUUUGGGCUAAAAACGUAUUUCUCUCCUCCAACGUUUAUUCACUACUUGGGUUCAUGUGCUACCACCUUAGCUCAGAGAUCCUUUUAUUAUUCUCUGUUUUUUGUAAAAUAAAAUAAGUAAGCUAAAUAUAUGAAUGCACAGUCAACGCUCACACUUACCUCAGAUCUGUACAAUUGUGUGAGUUAGCUGAAGCAAAAAUCAGUAAAUAUCGCCAUCUCAUGACAGAAAAUAUUUAGCACUUACCAGGGUUUUUCAAAACACAAACUCUCAUUUCAAACUUUCCAUUAUAACUGCAAUGUGGUUUCCCUUCUUGCUACAAACGUAUCAGCCUGCAAUUGAUUAAUAUUAUCUGUUAUAACUGCAGAGUGGGUGCCACAACAAAUUGUCUAUAUCUGGGCUAUGUGAAGGCUUGUGUACCACAGUCUACUGCAGUUCAGGGUGUUGUCCUCCACCCCCCAAUUUCUCCAAAAAUAAGUGUUUUUGCGUUGUAAUAAUAAUAAUAAUAAUAAUAAUAAUAAUACUAAUAAAAGGAUGAACAAUGUAAUUAGACAAGUAUAUUUAGCUUUUGCUAGUUUCUACUUUCUCCAGGAGUCUAGCUGUUAUAAUAUUCAACGUAGGUUCUCAUAUUAUGAACCAUGAAUAAGUUGUUCUGCCAUGCACCAAACGCGCAACUGAAAUAUUGCAGCUGGAAACCUAUCCACUAAGCUAUCUCAUCAGCUUUACAUUUUCAAAAGAACACUCUAAGCAUCAUGGCCGCUACAACUUACUGAAGUGGUUAUGGUUCAAGGGCUUUAUGGGUGAAAUUCCUUCAGUUUUUGUCCAUCUCUAAGAAACGUGACAAAAAAAACCCCCAAAAAACCUGUUGGUUUAAAGAAAAAGACGGUUUAAACAAAACAAGUAGCCAAGGUCCAUUGCUAAAUUAUAAGAUGAGUAGAAGCUUCCAAAGAAUUCCAAUUUAGAAAUAGUUUAAAAAGUUUAUUUACUCAUAGAUAACCUUUACAAUUCCUAAAAGCAAUACCUGAUCAUUUUAAAAGCGGUACUGUCAUGUUUUUUGUUUUUUUACUUAUGUCCCCUUUAUGUUAAUUAUUUUACUCCCUCCAUUGCCACUUGCCUUUAUUUAUAUUUAUUCUCUUUUCUUACAUGCCGGAUCGCAAUACCUGGGUGUCUACAUUUUGUUCUCCUCUGUCCAUGAUCUCUGCAGAGGAUCGUUCUAUGGGAUUCUUUGGACUAAUGGAUUGUGGGUAGAUUGACUUAGCAACUGAAAAUGGAACUUUGCUAAAGCUCUGCCCAUUGUCAAAAAUUUACCCCCAAAAAGUACACACCCAUUAGAAAGUGUAGUCCCUUCUUUAUAUUAUGUAUAAAUAAAAAUCGUAAGUGAAUUAAAAAUUUUUUUUAUUUUUGCAACAGAGGGACAAAAAUUUUUAAUUUCAAAGCAAAACUUGCAGAAUGACAGAGCCGCUUUAAAAGAUUGCAAGGAGCACACAAUAUAUUCAAUUACAUUGCCAAAACUAAUUAAAGCUCCUUGCGUAGAGGGUACAAAUUAAUAGGGUACAUUCCCAACAAAACUAAGGGUUAAUUUGAAGUGGUAAUUUAACCACUGGAGCUUACUGCAUUAUCAAUGUUAGUUUCAUUCAAUCUGGGUGACAUUGAUUUUCUACAAGUGAUGAAGACACAGUCUGACAGUCUGAAUUCCUUUAGGUGUGCUCCCAGAAUCUUUGGCUUUGAUAGUAAAUCUAUUAGGAGACAAAUAUGUUUGAAAGAUUGCACCUUGGAGAAAAACCUAAAAAAAAAAAAUACCUGUAAAAAUAAAGGCCUGGGUCUGAGAUGCUACAGGUAUUAUGUAGGAUUUAUUUUUAUAUUAUCAUGAUCUUGACUAAAUUGUGUAAAAAAAUAACGGAUCACGCCAAUAAAUACGAUUCAUGGUGCCAAUAAACACGAUUUUUGAUGCUGGACAUAUUCUGAGGAAUCUAGUCCCAUCAGAUACAUUUUUUGUUUGCUUGAUUUUUCUUUUUAAAAUAAUUGUUGUUGAUUUUUCUUUGAGAAAUAGUAGAUCCCCCCUCUAGGUUAUACUUUUAUUAAGAAUUUCUUGAAACGUCUGGGGUUGUGGCAAAGAAAAGAAUUUAUCAUUCUUGCAUUUUUUUUCGUGAAGAAACACUUCAUAAUCUAAUCAGAUCUGUGUUUGCUCAGGACAUGUAAAUAAUGUUGACAGGAUACUCCUUUGAAAUGUAUAAAACUAGCGAUGGUAGCCCCACUAGAUUCCAAAAAUAAGACACUCCAAAGUAAAAUGCUAUGAAUGUUUUUACUGGCAUUUAACUAGGUCAGUGGAGAUAUUCAUUAUACUGCCUGUAGGCAGUGUAUAAUGGAGAUAUCUCAAUGAAGGAUAACUGAAUACAAAUUGUACCUCCAGAUAAUUGUUUGUAUAGGUAACAGUUGAGUAGAAUCCAUAAGAUUUGAAGUGAUAUUAUAAUUUGUGCAGUGGUGAUCAAUUCAGUUAAAGGAGGUGCUGACUGGCACAAUAGCCUCCAAAUGAUUUCCUUUGAGAAAGCAUUGGAUUGGCUAAGAUUCUCAAGAUCGAUGAUCUCAGUCAUCGAGGCGGGAUCAGCCAUGGCAAGAUCAGCAUGGCGAUGGAGAAAAGGUAAGUAAAGCUGGGGGGUGGGGGGUGUUAACCUAAAUAGCUAGUCCAAUACUAUAGUGUUAGGAAUUGUCACAAGUUUGGAGUGAAUGGGCUCAGUAUGCAGAGAUUUUAUACAGACACAGUCACUGAAUUAAAAGGUUUAUUUUUUUAAUCAAAUAAAUAUAAUGUAAAAGUCCUAAUGCAAGUAUAAAUGGUAAUAAAGGCCAUGCGGUGUCUCAAACUGAUGCUAUGUUGAAUUUUAUUUUCUGUAUAAAAUAGAAACAUAGAAUGUGACAGCAGAUAAGAAACAUUCGGCCCAUCUAGUCUGCCCAAUUUUCUAAAUACUUUCAUUAGUCCCUGGCCUUAUCUUAUAGUUAGGAUAGCCUUAUGCCUAUCCCAUGCAUGAUUAAACUCCUUUACUGUGUUAACCUCUACCACUUCAACUGGAAGGCUAUUCCAUGCAUCCACUACCCUCUCAGUAAAGUAAUACUUCCUGAUAUUAUUUUUAAACCUUUGUCCCUCUAAUUUAAGACUAUGUCCUCUUGUUGUAGUAGUUUUUCUUCUUUUAAAUAUAGUCUCCUCCUUUACUGUGUUGAUUCCCUUUAUGCUUUUAAAUGUUUCUAUCAUAUCCCCCCUGUCUCGUCUUUCUUCAAAGCUAUACAUGUUAAAAUCCUUUAACCUUUCCUUGUAAGUUUUAUCCUGCAAUCCAUGAACCAGUUUAGUAGCCCUUCUCUGAACUCUCUAAAGUAUCAAUAUCCUUCUGGAGAUACAGUCUCCAGUACUGCGUACAAUACUCCAAGUGAGGUCUCAGUGUUCUGUACAAUGGCAUGAGCCCUUCCCUCUUUCUACUGCUAAUACCUCUCCCUAUACAACCAAGCAUUCUGCUAGCAUUUCCUGCUGCUCUAUUACAUUGUCUGUCUACCUUUAAGUCAUCAGAAAUAAUUAUACCUAAAUCCCUUUACUCAGAUGUUGAGGUCAGUGGCAUACACACAAUCCAUGGGGCCCCAGUGCAAAACUGAUCCAUGCCCCCCCAACAGACACACACACAGACAUACAGACACACAUACAUAAAGACACAUACAUACAUACAUAGAGACGACACAUACAUACAGACACAUACACAUACAAACAAAAACACACAUAUACAAAAUGUUUAAGUCACCCUCCUGUUUUCUACUUUUUAGGUGCAGGAGGGUGACUUUCCUUGGGGUCCACUCUGACUCUCACUGAUAGCUGGGAGGAGUGACGGGCAUUAAAGCCCCGCAGCUAUGACCGGGGCCCCCUGGAAAUUCAUCUCCAUUGGGUGGCACUAACAGCACUGGCCACCCGAUGAGCCCUUUGAAUGUGCGGCCUCGGCGGUUUGCCGUGCGGGCCAGGGCCGCAACACAUAGCGGCGGGCACCUGGUCACAGGGGUCCGCAGGACAGCCGGGCCCCCUGGAGUGACGGGCCCGGUCGCAGCUGCAACCCCUGCGACCAUGGUAUGUACGCCACUGGUUGAGGUUAGGACUCUCAAAUAUGCUGUACUCUCCCCAUGGGAUUUUACAUCCAAGAUGCAUUAUCAACAUUAAACAUCAGCUGCCACAACUAUGACCAUUUUUCUAGUUUACUUAAUAAUUUGCCAUUUGGCUUAUCCCUCUUGAAACAUCAACCCUGUUACAUAUCUUCGUAUCAUCAGAAAAAAUAUAUACCUUACCAUCAAGACCUUCUGCAAUAUCACUAAUAAAAAUAUUAAAGAGAAUGGGUCCAAGUACAGAUCUCUGAGGUACCCCACUGGUGACAAGCCCAUGCUUCGAAUGUACUCCAUUGACUACAACCCUCUGUUCAGGGCCGCCACCAGAAAUUUUGGGGCCCCUAACUGAGCUCGGGGCCUGGGGGCCCACUUCCAAAACCACCCACAGAGACCGCCUCCAAAUACCGCCCACAGGAAUACACACACACAAACACACACACUGAUACAAAAGGACACAGAUACAUACUAACAGACACACAUACUGAAACAGACAUACACGCAUACAUACUGACACACACAUACUGAGACAUACACACAGGCAUACAUAGUGACAGACAGACACAUACUAACAUACAUACAGACACACAUGCAUGAGGACAUAAAGACACAUACAUACAUACAAACACACACACAUACAUUCAUACACUGACAUCCAUACAUACAUUCAUAAUGGCAUACAGACAUACAUGCAUAUAUACAGACAUACUGACAGACAUCCAUACACACAUACACACAGAUAUACGUUCAUAAUGAUAUGCAGACAUACAUUCAUACUGACAUACAGACAUACAUUCAUACUGACAUACAGACAUACAUAUAUAAUGACAUACAGACAUACAUAUAUACAUACAGACAGACAUACAUACACAGUCAGACAGACAAACAGAAAUACAGACAUACAUAGACAUACAUGCAUACAGACAGAUAUACACAUACAUGCAUACAGACACAUACAUACAUACAGACAUACAUGCAUACAGACAGACAUACAUGCAUACAGACAGACACACAUACACAUACAUAUAUACAGACAGACAUACACAUACAUAUAUACAGACAGACAUGCAUACAGACAGACAGACACAUACACAUACAUAUAUACAGACAGACAUACAGACACAUACAUACUUACAGACAGACAUGCAUAGAGACAGACAUGCAUAGAGACAGACAUGCAUAGAGACAGACAUGCAUAGAGACAGACAUGCAUAGAGACAGACACAUACAUACUUGCAUACAGACAGACAUACAUGCAUACAUGCAUACAGACAUACAUACAGACGCACAUGCAUACAGACAGACAUACAUGCAUAGAGACAGACAGACACAUACAUACAUGCAUACAGACAGAGACAUACAUGCAUACAGACAUACAUGCAUAGAGACAGACAGACAUACAUGCAUACAGACAGACAUGCAUACAGACAAACAUACACACACACAGCUCAUUUCCCAGCCACCCUCCUGUCUCUUACCUGUUCUUUGAAGGAAUGGGUGGCUGGGGAUGAUGGGAGUCGGCGCGGCUCCCUCUUCACCGGCGCGCGCGCUACUCCCGCGCGGAGUGAGCUUGGAGGAAGUGACCACUUCCCUCCCAGCAGCACUUGUGGCUGCUUUUUUUUUUUUUAAGGGGCCCGGUCGCGCUGUAUCACGGCCACAGCGCUGACCGUGCCCCUGAAGAUAUAGGGCCCAUAUGGUUGUCACCUCCUGAUGCCGGCCCUGCCUCUGUUGCCUGUCACUCAGCCACUGCCUUACCCGUUCUACAAUAUUGGAAUCCAAACUUAAAGAUUGCAGUUUAUUGAUAAGCCUUCUAUGUGGAACAGUGUCAGUUUAUGUUUUCUGUAUAUGUUUUAUGCACGCCUAGUGAGAGAUAUCCUCCCCCUACAGAUUAAGGAUAUUAGUCUAAUCUUGCUUAUUCUUAUAAAAUAUUUUUCAUUAUUUUAAUCAAGGUUGAAUCAGUGCUGCAGGGGUUAAUCAAGGUUGAAUCAGCAUUGCAGAGGUUAAUCAAGGUUGAAGGUAGGUUCCAGGCAAACAAGAGUUGAUUCAGGGGAAUUCCACAGGUGAGGGUAAAUCAACUUACUUCAGUCAGGAGCUGACUCUGUACUCCAGGGUAACAACAAAACAACUGAGCACAGACCCUAGGGUGGUCUGUGCUUAAAUAGGGGAAAGGGAAUAGGAGCUCUCCCAUGAGGAUGGGUCUAAGGGUCUAUAUAAGUAGAAGGCUCCUCUGGGGCACAGGGUGUCCAAACCACCCUAUGUGGGUUGGAAGCUAUGUCAGUUUGUGCAUUUAACUUGUAAACCUCCGUGCUGCAUCCAUGCUUACUGAGCUGGAUUCCCCAGGGCUAGGUCAUCCGGAGGAGAUCCUGGAUCAGUAUGGAAACAUAGAAACAUAGAAUGUGUCGGCAGAUAAGAACCAUUCGGCCCAUCUAGUCUGCCCAAUAACACAGAACACAGUACCAAAACAUGUCCACAGGAGGAGAGGUAGGGGUAAGGGUAGACAGGGUGUGCCUUCUGGAAACAGGACAGGCAGGGCAGAGCAGGCCUCUCUGAAACAGGACAGGCAGGGCAAGGUAAGGCAGGCCUCUCUGGAAACAGGACAGGCAGGGCAAAGCAGGCCUCUCUGGAAACAGGACAGGCAGUGCCAUGACAGGAAUACAUGUUUGAAAUGCUACAGUGUUCCUUUAAAUAAUUAUUUUCUGUGACAGAGUCAGCCUUAACCCUAGGGGUUGGGGAUUUAUAAAACUUGGCUAAAUGCAUACUUCCCAACAUUGGGUGGUAUGGAUUCAGGAUAGGGUGCACGAGCCAAAAAUGGCAUAUCAAUGAUGUCACUUGAUUUACUGACAAUGCCCAAAGUGGAUGGUCCUGACUGCAGUGGGGGUGUUCAUGCUGACUGACAUCCUCCUGGUUACAUCCACUUAGGGCUGAAAGUUCAGAGAGCCCUGUUGAAGUUUUCCAUGGACCCAGUGUUCUCAUCACAGCACAAGCACAUCUAAUACCUGCUGGAGAUAGUCCUAUGAACACCCUAGACGUGACAACAGUGCCCAAAAUCAAUACAGGCGGGGAACAUGCUAAAGACAAAAACUGCACUUUUCCUCCUUUUAUUUUUAAAGCUUUCAAGAGCUUUCCUCCUUCACCACUUUCUUCAGCCCUCCUUCUGCUCCUUGCUAUGCAGCCUGCCAAAAUAUGGCACAAUGUCAGACACACAGAUUUUAUAUGGCUACACUGCUUAAAUGACAGACCCUACCAGGCAGAGGCGGCUCUAGACUUUAUGAGGCCUUAGGCGAAACUCAAACAUGAGGCCCCACUAACAAAAAAGUGCCACAUAUACACAAUGAUGCACAGUUUACCUGUGUAUGUGCCUGAGAGUGUGUCUGACAGAGUAUCCUUGUGUGUGAAUGUAUGUCUCUGUGAGCAUGUUUGCGUUUUUGUCUGAGACCCUAUGUGUAUGGGGUAGCUGCUUGAAGUGUGUUGUGUGUAUGAGGGGGUGGGGGUGAUGGUGAGGAGAGGCGGGUGAUGGUGACAGGGAGGUGAUGUGAGAGGGGUGAUGGUAAUGUGAGAAGGGGAGGUGAUGUGAGAAGGAGGGGGUGAUGAGAAGGAGGGUGAUGUGAGAAGGAGGGUGAUGUGAGAAGGAGGGGGUGAUGUGAGAAGGAGGGGGUGAUGUGAGAAGGAGGGUGAUGUAGGAAGAGGGUUGAUGGUGUGGGGGUUGAUGGUGAGGGUGAUGGGGUGGGGCUUAGGAUGGUGGGGGGGUGGUGAGCCUGAGGGUGGCGGGGGGUGGUGAGCCUGAGGGUGGCGGGGGGUGGUGAGGCUGAGGGUGGUGGGGGUGAUGCUGAGGGUGGUGAGGGUGGUGGUGGGGAGGCUGAGGGGAGGGGGGCGUGGUGAGGCUGGUGUGGAGGUGAGGCUGAGGGUGGGUGAGGCUGAGGGGGAUGAGAGAGAGCCUACCUUUACUCCCUGGUGGUCCAGUGGGCUCCCUGGUGGUCCGGUGGCCAUUGCUCCGGUCUGCAGCUCCGCAGAGCAGCAGACCAUGUAAUCUCGCGAGAUGACAGAGCGUUGGCAACACUCUGAUUGGCCGGUUUUCGCGAGACACAUGGUCUGUAGCUCUGCUCACUGCGGAGCUGCAGACCGGUGUCUGCGGUGGCUGGCCAGGCAGCCUGGAGGGGCCUCGCACCCGGCGGCAUACCGCGCAAGCCGCCGGGGCCCCUCCUGGUGUCAGGUGUCAGGUCACUGACCGAGGACCUGCCACAGUCUGCCCACAGGUGGUUUAGGCGGCCGCGAGGCCCUAGCCAACGCGUGGCCUUAGGCGGCCGCCUAAACCGCCUAAUUAGAGAGCCGCCUCUGCUACCAGGCUUACAUUUCCAGAUCUGUCUGACUAAAACAUUAAAAAAAAAACAAAACCUAAUACCUAUCUAAUGCAUCCUGACAGGCCCAUAAUGCCCGUAAAUAAUGUUACAGUAAAACUCUAAAUAAUAAAUUAUUGGAACCCCCUGCAGAGUCUGCAAUCAGUAUAGUACCUUAUAUUAAUGUCAAAAUACAGUUAGAACGAAAUUACACAUAUAUUUUUUUUUAAUUAUUUGUUUUUAAUUUUUUUUUAGUUUUACUUUUUAACGUAAUAUAUAUAUACAUAUACACACACACACACACAGUACUUAGAUCAUGUAUAUAAUACACACACAUAUAUAUACAUAUAUGACCUAAGUAUAUAUUAUUUAAUUUUAAACUGUUUUAAAAUUUAAUUUUACUUUAUUACAGGCAGCAGUGGGACUACCUGUCAUUCCAGCCACUCCCCCUGCUGGCACUGCUAUGGACGGCUAUUCUGUCCAUGUGAUCGUGAGGUCCUCGUAAGGACCUCGCGAUCACAUGGCCCAGGAGGGCUGGAUCGGCAGCAGCGGGACUCUCUGGGAUGCAAGGUAAGUCCCCCUAUUGCGAUCGGCGGAGUGGGAUCGCCGGCGAGCAGUUAAGUGGCCAGGACGGCGGGGACGUACCAUGCCGCCCGUCAGCGUUUAGAGCCGGGUCCCCAAGAACAGCAUAGCACGCCUGCCAUCCUUAAGGGGUUAAAGACACAUUAUUGUGAGAAAUAUUGCUGUUGAUCUAUGUUAUACACUCAGACACACCAACAAUAUGGAGGGACAUUAGGAGAGAAAAGAGGGAAAGAUGGACUUGGGCCCAAAAUAGGGACAGUCCCUCCUAUAUGAACACUUGGGAGGUAUGGUUUCCUAUAACCCUUUCGCUCAAAUAAUAUAUGGGCAUGUUCUAUACAAUCCAUGGAACAGCCAGCAGUCUCCCAAGUGUUUGUUAACAAUGUGUUCUGAGAGGUAAUGUUUAAAGGGACACUAAAGGCACCAAAACAACUUUAUAUUAAUGGAGGGUUUUGGAGUAUAGUAUAGUAAAUCACCUUUUUAAUAGAGCAGAAGGGGCAGCAAUCAUCUAAAUUGCUAUUUAGACCUAUAGUGUCAGGAAUACAUGUUUGUAUUCCUGACACUAUAAUGUUGCUUUAAAAUCACUUUGUUUAUACAGCUCUAGUCAUACCUCCCUGCAUGUGACUUGCACAGUUUUCCUAAGCACUUCCUGCAAACAGUCAUCUAAUGUUUACACUAUUGCACAGUCUGUUUAAUUUAGAAUUUUAGUUCUCCUGCUCUGUUAAUGGCCUUCUAGACCCUGAAGGAGUCUCCUGUGUGUGUAAUUAAAGUUCAGUUUACAGAACAGUAGAUCAAAUAUUCUAAAGCAAAUUAACAUCUGAUUGAAAAAACAACAACAAGUUUGUAUGCAAGCUGUGUGAGGCACAUGCAAGGGGGGUGUAGCUAGAGUGGCAUAAACAGAAACAAAACUUAUUUAACUCCUAAAUGGCAGAGAAAUGAGCAGUGACUUCAGAGGCAUGACCUAAACACAAAAACUACUUCAUUAAGCUAAAGUUGUUUUGAUGCCUAUAGUGUCCAUUUAACUUAGGUAACAUUUUAACAAACAAUAGAAAUAUAGAGGUAACCUACUGAAUUCAUUUUAUCAUGCUGUAACAAUAGUCAGUAUGUAUAUAUUUCAUUAUAUACAGUACAUUUUCAGGACAUAAUAAUAUAUUAUACAAUAAACCCCUCAACCCUUUUUACCCUGUCAUAAUAUUCCUGUUUAUUGGCAAGGAUUUCUAGGAAUUGUUUAUUUAUUUUUUCAGCUUUAAAAGUCAGCUCUACAAAUACAUGCGGUUUUCUAGUUUCAGCCUACCUAUCCACGGUUCUCUCCCACUGGCUGCAGUCCAGCUUCACAUCAGCCCCAGACUAGAAUUUCUAAAUUGGUCAACAUUAAAGGGAUUCUAUGUUUUCCUGGCACUAUAGGCUCUUGGAGUGCCCCCCUCCCUUGGCGCUGAAGUGGUUAAAAACCCUUCAGCCACUUACCUUAAUCCAGUGCCGAGCUCCCUCGGCGCUGGUGACCUCUCCUCCCCCGCCAACGCCAGCUCCCGAGUGGAGCCGAAUGCGCGGCCAGAGGCGUACGCGAGUUCAAACCUGCCCAUAGGAAAGCAUUACUCAAUGCUUUCUUAUGGGGAUCUUUUUUGACGCUGGAGGUCCAUGAGGACGUUCAGCGUCAAAUAAGUGCGAUUUACUCAGUGUACAGCCCCUAGAGGCUGGAUUAACCCUGCAGUGUAAGAGAAACUGCUAUGUUUUCAGCUGUAGGGUUAAAACUAGGGGGACCUGGCACUCAGACCACUUCAUUGAGCUGAAGUGGUCUUGGGUAGCCAUAGUGGUCCUUUAAUGUCUAAACAGUCAUUGGGAUAUCUGCAGGAACCAAUAGAACCGUGGCAUUGUUAACAGGGUAGCCCAGUCUAGUCUUAAUAAAUGGGUUGCCACCUGUUUAGUGAAAAAUGUAUUUAUUGAAUAAGCAAAAUAUUUGCUAGGAUUUUAAAAAUUAUUAUUUACUAAACUCAGAUUUGUUGUGAAUUUAAAUCUGAAUUUCAAGAUGAAUGCAACAGUUCAGACACCAUAACCACUUCAUAUAAAUAAAGAUGUUAUGGUGCCAUGAGGUGUCUGGAACUUGCUCACCUUAAGGGGUUAAACUGUUCUCGAGUGGUUUAACCCCAAAGUCUGUGUUCCAACGCCGAAUCUACGUUUCUCUCUGUCCUUUCUUUUUCUCAAACUCAGGAAACCGGAAGGCUCUUGAAGAAUCAGGCCUGACGCUCUCAGCCAAUCAGUGACUCAUCAUUCAAAAACUGGCUUGAAAAAGGAACGUUUCCUUUCAAGCCAGUUUUAUGAAUGGGGAGUCACUGAUUGGCUGAGAGCGUCACCUAACCACUCUUAGCCCAUCAGCGCAGCUGGUGCCAGAUUCCUUCAAAACCCUUCCGGGAUUUUGAGGGGGAAAAAAAAAGACAGAGAGGCAGGAAAAUUUGGCACUGGAACACAGACUUUGGGGUUAAACCAUUCGAGUGGUUUAAUCCCUUAAAGUGAGCCGGCACUAACUUUAAUGAAGUUGUUAUUGUGCCCAGAGUGUUCCUUUAAGGCUAAAAUAGCUUAUUCAGCAAAGUUCUUCACUUUAGCUACAAUCACAUUCAUAGGUGUGCCGGAAGGGGUAUGCUGUUUUUGGCGAGGCAGACCCUAAUAUAGAGUCGAAUCGUCCUCCUUAUUCCUUGUCUAAGGACACUUUUAGGAGGAUUUCCACAAAGAAAAAUUAUGACUAUUUAUGCAUACGUCUGUUCAUUGGUGCAAAAAUUUGUAUAUGUAAAAAUUUGAUAUGUCCAUUUUUUCUAGACGCACACUGUAAUUUUACAUGCCACACACACCUUUGGGUUCUGCUUUUCUAUUUCAGUCUCACAGGGUUAUUCAAUAAAGUGAGAAUUUGAGGUGAAUUUAAGAUGAAUUUCAAACUUAAGGCCAGAGUAGUUGAAUUGAAAGAUUAACUUUUUUCAGAUUUUUUUACAUUUAACUAUUUUGACCUUAAACUUGCAAAUCACUUUGAAUUGUGCGUCCAAUUCAUCUUGUCGCAAACACGUUUUCUAGUCCACCUAUUGUACAGCUCUGUGGAAUUUGUUGGCACUUUAUAAAUAAUAAUAAUUCUCACUUUAGCAAAUAACCCUGUAUAUUUUGCCAUUUGGAUUUCAGUGUGCCACAAUUUAGAAUUAAGCAAAUAAACCACAAAGUGAAUAUUAGGCCAAAGUAGUCAAACUGGAAAAAUUCACCAAGUGAGCCAUGAUUUCAGUUCCUCUAUUUUGGCCUUAAAUUUGAAAUUCACAAUAAAUUCCCAACAGUUCAGAAAGUAAUGAAUACCUAGAGUUAGUGGUGGUAUUUUGCGUAUGUGACAUUUUAGGUGUUUUGUGGAAGUAAGAUUUAUUGACAGGUAUCUCUGCCCAUCACUGACAAAGACAGCACAGUAAGGUCCUCCCAGUAUCCACGUACAUCAAGCACGCCACGUGGAAACUUACGGACAUUCUCAGAACGCGGCUACGCGAAAGGGAGUCCUCACUGCUAUGCGGUUAUUGUAAUGGAUCCGUAAAUAGCGUACUAACCUGCGCUGUAUUGCCUUGAUACGUCACUGUGUGUGCGGAAGAGCUACGCCACGUUCUUACGGGCUCUCUGGGAAUAGCCGGAGCGGCUCCAUCUCGGCGGCAGAGAGACCAGGAGAGAGGUGAGGAGGGGGUCAUGGCUUGCUUGGAGUAACACGGAGGGUGCAGUGGGUAAAUAUGGAGAUUGCUGAGAUGAUAGGAAGGGGACAGAUAGUGGCUGGGGGUGACAGGAAGGGGACAGAUAAUGGUGACUAGUUUAUAGGAAGGGGCAGAUAGUGGCGGGGGGGUGACUGGUUGGGAGGGGGCAGAUGAGUGGCUGGGGGUCACAGGUUGGGAGGGGCAGAUUUGUGGCUGGGGGUCACAGGUUGGGAGGAGUGCAGGUUGUGUGGUGGGGUGACAGGUGGGGAGGGGCAGGUGUGGCUGGGGGUGACAGGAAGAGGGGCAGUGUGGCUGGGGGUGACAGGAAGGGGGCAGAUUAUGGCAGGGUUUGGGAGGCAGGUGGCAGGAGGACAGGUUGCAGGGGGGGACUGGACAGGUGGGAGGGCAGAUUGUGGCUGGGGAGUGACAGGUGGGGAGGGCAGAUAGUGGCUGGGGGUGACAAGAGGGGGGCAGGUGUGGCAGGUUUUGACAGGUGGGAGAGAGGGCAGGUGUGGCAGGGUUUGACAGGUGGGAAAGGGCAGGGGGAGGGGCAGAUUGUAGGGUUUGACAGGUGGGGAAGGGGCAGGUGGGGGAGGGGGCAGAUUGUGGCAGGGUUUGACAGGUGGGGAGGGGGCAGAUUGGGGAGGGGGCAGAUUGUGGCAGGGUUUGACAGGUGGGGAGGGGGCAGAUUGUGGCUGGGGGUGACAGGUGGCAAGGGGGUAGGUGAUGGUUUGAGGGGUAGGGGUGACGGGAUGUGGGCAUGGUGGUGACUAGUUGAUAGGAAGGGGGCAGCUUGUGGUAGGUGGUGACAGGAAGGAUGCAGGUGCUGGUUUGAGGGGUGGGAGUGACAGGAGGUGAGCAUGUUGUGGCUCAUCUCUAGGGUGACGUGACAGACAGAUUGAUAGAAAGGGGGCAGAUGGUGACUAGGGUGACAGGCAGAGGCAUGUGGUAAUUGGGGGAGGGGGGCUCAGUUUGGUGGGGCAGGGGUGCAUGGAAGGGAGCAGGUCGUGGUUGGGCUGAUAGGAAGAGGGCAGAUGUUGGCUGCGGCAACAUGAAGGAGUCAGGUUGUGAAAGGGGUAAUUUUUGGCUGGGUUCACAGAAAGGAGGUAGGGGGGUGACAGGAAUGGAACAGGUUGUGGCUGGGGUUACAGGUGGUGGCAGGGUUCACAUAAUGGAGACAGAAGUGACAUGGAGGAACCAUAUGACUGAGCUAGUAGAGAAGAGGCUCAGUGAUGUUGGGGUGAGGUGACUGAGAAGGAAGAGGUGCAUAAUAGGAUAUUAAAGAGAAUUCUGGUGGAUUUUCUCUCUUUUUCUUUUUUCUUCCAUAUUGUAUUAGUUGUCUGGAUGGGAGUUAGAGAGUAGCCAUUUGUAGGGGUGAACUAACAAUGAUGUCUGUGGUUUAAUAGGGCAUUUAUUCAGGAACUGUGGGGUAGUUUUGGGCCCAUAUACAUAUUUGCAAUCCCAUUUUUAAGCGGGAGAGAUUAGGUGUCAGGGGACAGAGUGUUUAUUGCCACAGGGCCACUUAAUACACCCCUGCUUUCAUGCACACAGACAUGCUUACAGCAAAACUGUACUCAAGUGUUCAUGCCUACAGACCCGUCGAAAAAAGGAACCCCUGCAUUAGUGCACACGGACCUGUUGCAAAAUGCACGCUUGUGUUCGCUCAAUUCUGCCACAAAAAUGCACCCAUGCGCUUUGGGGUACAUACCCACCAUAAAACUGCAACCCAUGAGAAUAGGAUUGCAGCAUAAAUAAAACCCUGCAAUUUCACACGUGGGCACUACACAUGAAUAUAUUCAGCUUACUGAAAUGCUUUAGGUGUAAUGCUUCUGUCUCUGACUUUUAUAAAACUCUGUCUGACAGCUUGGAGGGUUUGCUACCUGUCUCCCUUUAAACAAUUAAGUGGAAUUGGAAGAGAGAGUGUCUAUUGAUAUUGGUGCUUGUCAUUUCUUUACUUUUCAGUGAAUAUUAAUAGACAUCAGUUAAACCAAACACAGCUUGUUGAUAAGGUUAUGAUUGGCCAUUUGUCCGCAAGCCUUUAGAUAGAGAUGCUACUGAUUGCAAGUGCCAAGCACAAACGAGAAAAUGUGUGCAAAAAAAAUGUGGUUGUUUGGUGGACUUACAGUAGCUGCAGAUACUUGUUGCUAAUACCCCCACCCCUCUCACCCCCACCUAAAUAUGCAAACUAUAUUAUGCAUUAGAUGAGGGUGGUAUACCUACUAAAUGGUAGAAAAGCCUUUUUUAUAUUGGCUGAGGGCUUUAAAUGCUUAUACUAUCAGUGUUAAUGCACAUACGAAGUGUCAUUAAGGCUUAUCUUGCUAAUUCAUAAUUUGAUGGUAAGCCAGCUGUUUUUAGCCCUCAGAAUAAUGGGAGCUGCAGUUAUGUGACAGCAGGGCAGCUGCAUUGCUUUAAUCUUUAAAGUACUUCACACAGUGAACACAUGUCUUUAUUCUAAAGGGUUAAAAUGUGAACAAUUUUUAAUUGUACAUCAAUCCAUAUUUCUAUAUUUAGUGUUAGUAUGUAUAUUUGCCGUUUCAUGAUUAGGCAAUUGUUGAGUGUUUAAAGCCCUUUUUGAAAAAAUGUUUAAAUAUUCAAUUGCUCUUAGUUUACUUUACUCGUGAUUUACCCUGCAAUCCAUGCUGUGAUUUCAUCAGCUCCUGUGUAUGCCUCUCCAAAUGUAGCUGGUUCUCGAGCUCUUAUUGGCUGCUUUUCUGUGGAUGCAGCCAAUCAGCAUUCGAGUAGCCUGUUUUGAGGAUAGAAUUUACAGAUUUUACUAUUAACAUGACGUAAAGUCAUGAUUUUAUUAAUGACACGGAGGCGAGUAUUAUGCUGCACUCUUUCUUUAUUUACCUCAGCAGCAAAGAAAAAUAACAUUAAAUCGGUAUAAAAGAAACCAGUAAAUAACAUGAGGUAUAUCUUCCUAGCAACAGCAACAGCCAAUCAGCAUCCUCUUUAUAGCAUAAUAGGCAGUGUCCAGUAUACUACUUCCUCUUUCUUGCGAUCCCGAACAAGGACAACAAAUCCAAAUAAAAAGUGGGCUUCAAUUAGAGGGUAUACGAGCCUUAAACUGGAUCUAGAAGUCAAGCUGGAAGAGAAAAGAGAAUAUGGUAAUAUCCAAGUAUAAAACUGGAUUUAUGCAUAAAUUUACAUGAAAUAUCAGAUAUAUAUAUACACAUAACAUGAAAUUCAGUUUAGUCAAACCUUAAGCUCUUGACAGUCAUUAACAAGGAUAAAGCCCAGUAAUCAAAAAAGACUUACCGUGAAGUCAACUUACCCAGAGAAGACCAAAUCUCCAGGGAUGGGAGGGAGGGAUAAUACUCGCCUCCGUGUCAUUAAUAAAAUCAUGACUUUACGUCAUGUUAAUAGUAAAAUCUGUAAAUUUUAUUAAGACACGGAGGCUCCUAUUAUGCUAGUUCAAAGCUGUGAAAUUAUGUCUCCUGUGAAGUGUUGAAUAGGUCUAAAGUAGAAAUCAUGGAAUGUAGACUCUGAAGACCAGCCGCUCUCAUAAUAUCCUCCAAGCGACAACCAAUCGAGGAAGCCUUAGAAGCCAUUGCCCUACGAACCGAAUGAGGCACUGACACAAAGGUAUCAAUACCUGCUAGAGACAUCACGUAUUUGACCCACCAGGCUAGAGUAGACACCGGAAGAUGCGACUUUUGGAAGAGUUCCUGUUUCAAAGGAUUCUGUAACGUAGUAGAACGAUGUUCACACACCCAUUAGUAUGCAACAGGGCAAAGGAUCUAUCAGGGAAAACUGGGUAAGAUAGAUUUUAGAGGAGGUUUUUGUCCUCCGUGAAAUGUCAAAGAGGACACCUUCUGGAGUAAAGGAACGACCAACCACCUCACUAGCUCGUACGUCAGAAAAAACCUCUUGCAAGAAAAAUAAAUAAAAAAUUCAAGACAAUAGAGACGUCCCACAAGACAGAGUAUCGUGGUAAGGGUGAAUGAGCAAACCAUAUUCCUCAGAGAAGUCAAUAUAUGACAGGAUGUCAACCGACAGGCGUCCAAUCAAAACUUUGAUGGCCAGCAGAAAUGGACGAUCGUUAAGGUCCACAGUGCGAUAGGCUUUACCUUCAUCAUAGAAGUCAGAAAAAUGGAGGACAGACAUAAAAGGAGCCGAUAUGGGAUUUAAAUUUAUUUUCAUGCACCAACUAUGCCAUCUGCUCCAAGCAGAUUUAUAAGCCUGUCUCGUGUUGGGUGCACCCUUGAUAAGUUGGGGAGUUGAUUGCGAAACUCCCUUGACCGACCAAGGUUCCCUGAAAUAGACUACACUAUGAUAUGCAAGAGACCUUGGAGAACAAGAGGAUUAGGUACACCAUCUGGAUCCUGAAGAAGGCACUCGAGAGAUGGAAGGUCGAUAACCAUCUCCUGAAGAAAAGAGAACUAUGGUUGGGAUGGCGAUAGAGGAGCCACGAUCAACAGGUGCCGGACUGGCGAUGUAGAUGGAAAGGCAAAAAAUCAUAAUUCCUUGGAGAAAACAUUCAUAGCCAAUGCUAUCGGAUCUGGUCUCCAACUGAAAAAACGGGGAAGUUGAGCAUUCAAACGAUAAGCGAAAAGAUCUAUUUCCAAUAGACCCCGUAGGUUCCAGAUGUCUUGGAAGACCAUGGAAUCCAAGUGCCAGUCGCUGGAAUCUCUGAGUUUGCGUGAAUACCAGUCCGUCGUAGUGUUGGAGAGACCUUGAAUAUAUUCUGCCCUGACUGAAAUGCCGUGUCUCAGGCAAAAUUGCCAGCAAUCACGAGGCAUGUAGGUCAGAAUUUUGUAUUUUGUGUCUCCAAGUGAUUGAUGUAGCGGACUGCUGACACGUUGUCCAUCUUCAGAAGGAUAGCGCAUUGGGCUUGAGUUGGGGAGAAACUAUGGACUGCAAAGGAACCGGGUGUUCCAAACAAUUGAUGUGGAGUGUUGAUUCCAGGUUUGAUUAUCUGCCCUUGGUGGAAAUAGUUCUGCAUUGAGCACCCCAACCGUGCAAACUUGCGUCGGAUUUGAUUAUCAAAUCUGGAGCUGUACAAAAUAUGGUGUGCUUAUUCCAAGCUUCCAUGUGAAGAAGCCACCAUUGGCGUUCAUUCUCUGCUUCUGAGUCCAGAGUUACCAUAUCUGUGUAUGAUGUGCUGCCCUUGAGAUGAAGUUUGUAAUCGUUGUAGGGCUCGAUAGCCAAGAAGACCUGUAGAAAUGGCCUGUAUAGAUGCCGCUAGAAGGCCUAACAUUCUCAACAGUUGUUUGAGAGAGAGUUGAGAGGUUGCUAGUGUUCGCAUAUCUCCUUCUUUACAUUGGCUAAUUUUGCCACCGCAGGGUGUAGAGUUUGAAGGGUAGAAUCUACAAUAAUCCAAUAUAACCCAGAAAUUGUAUUUGUUGCGUGGGAACGAUAAUGGAUUUCUCCCAAUUGGUCAGGAAGCCUAGGUUCUCUAACAGAGUCAAAGUCCAUGCAAGGUAUGUCCGGAUUAAUUGAAUAGACUGAGCCAGAAUGAAAAUGCCAUCUAAAUAUAUUAUAAGAUGUGAGCUUGGUGAAGCACCAUGGAGCUGAAGACAGUCCGAAUGGGAGGCACCUGAACCUCUAUUUACUGCCCUACCAUGUAAAUUGCAGGAAGUUCUCGAUCUUGAUGUUGUACUGGGAUAGGCACUGUGAGAUAUGCAUCCUGCAGAUCCAAUUUGGCCAUCCGAUCUGCUGGUUGGAGAAGAUCCCUUAAACAAUGCUCUCCUUCCAUCUUGGAAGUGCUGAUAUGCUCAUAACUAUUGAGCAGUCUCAAAUUUAUUACUGGACGGAUACCUUUGCCUUUUUUGGGAAACAAGAAAAGGUUGCUCACGUAACCCAGGGUAUGUGCCAGAAUCUCUACAAUUGAUUGUCCACAGAGACAAGGUCUGUGUCUCAUUGGGAAAAAACAAUUUUCCUUGAUGGGGAACAUUGAACAAGUAGAGAAAGGAAGUCUAUGCAAUACCAUUUCACAGUGUGAAGAACCUAAGCAUCUGAUGAAAUGAGGGAUCAUACAUGGGAAAAAUGUGUGAGCCUGCCCCCCAUUAUCAGUAAGAAAGAAUGGAAAUUGUGAAGACGUCUUAGGAGCAUCCCUUAGGCCACUAACAAUCCAGGGUUGGCCACUUUGUGAGAAGGAGGUUGGUAUAGUACAUUGUUCAAAGAAAUCGGCUCGGCAAGUAUAAGAGCCUUGGUUCUGUCUAAAUGAACUUCUGUUUGUUUAGCAGGACAAAGGAGCCAAAUUCUUUUACAAAGUUGUCCCCAAAGAGAAAACCUUUUGCCUGUGUUAUCUGGCUCGUUUGGGCUCAAUCUUGAGCAAGAUCGAUUUGUGGCGUUCUGUGACAACCGCAUUGUUGGCGUUGCCAACUUAAAUUACUCUCUGGAUCUAACCACUUAAGAUGGCGCAAUCUAAUUCUAGAUCAUCCUCCACUGCUUCAAAGAUCUUGGCUGCUGAGCCCAAGAUGCCCAGGAUUUUAUCCUGACAGUUUUGCGAUGAAAAUCUAAGCCUUUAGAUGGCUUCCAUCCUGUCUUACUCAGGAAUUGAAUGCUUUUAGGAUUGACUGAUAGCGUUUAACAUGAGUCAUCAGGGACUGUUCGGUGUGGCCAUUCAGCCCGCAAUUUAUUUCACUUUGCCUUCUCAAAAGGCUUGCGUACUCUGGAUGCCAAUAUACUUUGCUACAUGGUCUGAGGAGACCACUGGAUGACAUAGGUCGUCAGGUUCGAAUAGGGGUUCACAUUGAGUGUCCAAGAUCCUAUCGGUGUCCCUGAGUCUGCAUAAUCUACCUAAAUCUUGGUAGGUUUAACAGGACGUGUAUCCCAAACGGGAUUAGCAUCCUCUUCAUCAGUAAUUUCAUAAUCAGGAUCAGAAAUAUCCUCUGAAUCCUUCAUAUAGGACCCAGGGAACUCCUCCUCAAUAUCACUGAACUUGGAUUCAGAGUUUAAUUGGGCUUUUGCCCUUUUCCAAAGUCUAGUCGAUUUUGCCCGACUAGUAGCUCUUUUGCGCGGUGGUAAAUUAAUCGCGCCAUCCAUGACAGGUAUGGUACUGUCCAUCUCUAUUGUUUUGGAGGAGUGUUUAGCCUUAUAUGAGGCCUUGCGGCCAGGCUGAAGCAGAGCAGGUGUGAGUACAGAUACACCUCCAUAUAGUACUCAGGUAACUCCUCCUCAAUAUCAUAUAGUACUCAGGGAACUCCUCCUUAAUAUCCCUGAGCUCAGAUUUAGAGUUCAAUUGGGCUUUUGCCCUUUUUCAAAGUCUAGUCGAUUUUGCCCGACUAGUAGCUCUUUUGCGUGGUUGUAAAUUAAUCACGCCAUCCGUGACAGGUUUGGUACUGUCCAUCUCUAUUGUUUUGGAGGAGUGUUUAGCCUUAUAUGAGGCCUUGCGGCCAGGCUGAAGCAGCGCAGGUGUGAGUACAGGUACACCUCCAUAUAGAACUCGGUGAACUUCUCCUCAAUAUCACUGAACUUGGAUUCAGAGUUUAAUUGGGCUUUUGCCCUUUUCCAAAGUCUAGUCGAUUUUGCCCGACUAGUAGCUCUUUUGCGCGGUGGUAAAUUAAUCGCGCCAUCCAUGACAGGUAUGGUACUGUCCAUCUCUAUUGUUUUGGAGGAGUGUUUAGCCUUAUAUGAGGCCUUGCGGCCUGACACCAGGGCCUUGUCAUUGCUUUUGCCAUGGAAGUGUCAAUUAAAGCCUGCAUGUCAGCAGGAUCAGUAAAGCAGAAAUUCAGCCUCAUCUCCAGAGAUACCUGGAGAGGCUUCUACAUUAAUCUGCAUGUUUGCUGUAGACCCAGAAGGCACAGAAAGAUCCUGUCAGACUGCAUCAUAAAUAUACAAACAAACCUAAGGAGCUGAAUAAAGCAAAAUAAUACCAAAAAUAAAGGGUUGAGUAACCCUCAAGUAAAAAUAAAUAACUAAACAGGAUAAAGAAAUGAAAGUACUCACAAUAGUGAAAAAAAAAAAAAAAAUAGCAAUUGUAAUAUAAAAACAAAGGAGCUGCCCGGCUGCCGCUACAACUAAACCCCAACUUGGAUUUCUGGCAGUUGGUGGCAGAGCAGCAGCCAGACAGAUAAAUUAAGGGAAAAAACAGCACAAUGGCACUAUUCAGGGGAUAAAGAUCCUCAAAGACGUCCCUGAGCCCCAAUUGAUGGUAUUCUUGGGGCCAGGGAGGUCAGAGGGGAAAUACAUUAUCAAAGGAUAUAUAAUAAAGCAUAUAACAGACGCAAAUGAAGUAAAUAAAUCAAAUUACGUUAAAAUGAAGUAACUAAAUAUAUGUAUACACAUGAAAAUAUUAUAAUUAAAAUGUAAUAACUAUAAUAACUAUAUUAAUCACAGUAAUGAUAUGAAUAAAGUAAAGUAAAAGAUCCCACAGUUAAGAACCGUGGGACCCAGAGUCACUUAACUGAGGUAGCAGCAAAGAAAGAGGAAGUAGUAUACUGGACACUGCCUAUUAUGCUAUAAAGAGGAUGCUGAUUGGCUGUUGCUGUUGCUAGGAAGAUAUACCUCAUGUUAUUUACUGGUUUCUUUUAUACCGAUUUAAUGUUAUUUUUCUUUGCUGCUGAGGUAAAUAAAGAAAGAGUGCAGCAUAAUAGGAGCCUCCGUGUCUUAAUAAAAUUUAAUAUCCAUGAACAUUCCUUCAGUAGUCAGUGCUGCUCUAAGGGUACUGCUCUCUGAUACCGUGCUUCCUUUUCCUUCAUUAUAUUUAUGAAAAGGUCAGGGACAAAACAUUGAAAAUUAAUUGUAUUUAUUUUCUUUGAGAAAGAAAAUAAUCUUUUAAGGCAUUCUGUAACUUUAAAAAAAAAAAAAAAUUUAAACACUGAUUACAAAUUUGCAGUGAAAACACCUUCACUGUAUAAUGUAAUGACUUAAAUAAUGGUUUUGUCCGGGAAGGAUUUUUUUGUGCAAAAUAUAUAAAUGUCUUUAGAAUCAACAUGGUAAUUUGUACAGUCAUCAUAAUCUUCCUCCAGGCCACUUUUCUGUCGGUAGUACAUUAAUUAAACUUGCCAUAUAAAUGAAAAAAACUAAUUGGCUGUAUCUCCAAGAUUUAUUGUUAAUUGGUGUAAGGGCUAAUGUGUUUGUUACAGUUUUACUAGAACUUUUGAACACGUUAGGGUGUGUCAGUAUAAUUAUAGUUAUUUUACACUCUUUUGUCUGAAACAGAAUGCUGUGUCGAGCUGCUCUCAGUUGCCGUAUGGGCUCCCGGGGACGAUGCCUUUUAUCACGAUUGCGGACCACAGCAUCCCCAUCUCAUAUGCAAUGUAAGUAUUUACAUAUGAAAGAAUUACCCCAGGAUAGGAAAACCUAGCCAAGGGGUUAGACAAGGGUUACAGAGGUAAGACAGGGCAUAACCCUAGGAAUUAAACAAUGAAAGUAGAUAGUGAGGAUUGUUGGCUUCAAACUAGGAAAGCCAACCAGCUUCACUAAGAUCACCUCUUAAAUAAAAAUAAAUAUGAGAUAAUGAACUUUAUUAGCAAAAAUUAUAUAUAUAUAUAACUACCUAAAUAAUGUGUAAAUGUGCAAAAUCAGUUAUCUAAGUGAAAGUUAAAGGACUGCUCGAAUUGUACCAUAAAUAUAAGCCCUACCUCUAGGAAACUCCACAGGCUAGAAAAGUGGCAACUUUGUACCAAUGACUAGGAUCAAUGUGUUACAAAAGUAACAGACUGCUUGUUAAUAGUGCAGAGCAUCAUAGUAGUUGUAGUUCCGGACUGCUGGGCUGCGUUGCUACUUUUUGGUCAAAAUAUCGCAUUUACUAUCCUAUUUACUAACUGCAUUAUAUAUUUCUAUCUGUGUCAUAGAUAUUCCGACCUCUGGCCUGAUUUCUCAGAAUGCUCGGCAAUGGAGCAAUAUUCCGUUUAUUACUAUGCCCCUUAUUCGCUCGCAUGGUAAACCAUUUGCCCACCGUAGUGAGCUAAAACAUGCCAAGCGCAUUGUGGUAAAGCUGGGAAGUGCUGUUGUGACUCGGGGCGAUGAGUGUGGACUUGCACUCGGAAGGUUGGCAUCAAUUGUAGAGCAGGUAUGGCAAGAUAAUGUUAAAUUAUUUUGUAUUGUAAGUCCGGGAUGUCACACUGCACGUCCCAGCUGUAGAACUACAACUCCUACUGUUAUUGAGCAACAGACUGGUAGAGAAUGUUGAUGGUUGUAGUAGUCUAAUCGAACAUGGGUGCAAAACUCUAUAUAGCCCCAAAGUCAAUACAUAACUGAAAUGCUAAUAAGUGAAAUGACCCUAUAUUCCUAAACACAGAAGUUUCUGAUUAUUAUUUCUUAAAGGAUCACUCCAAGUAUCAUAACCAUUAUAUACCCUGGCAUGGGUCAUGGUCAUCAGAGGUUGAUUCUGGCACUGGUUAAGGGGCCAAAUUGUUUACCAAUGGUUUGCCUCUUACCUGGAUCCAUCUAGGCGCCUCCUGGCAUGACUGCUGACCAGCAACCAACUUCUGCAGAACUGUUGAAGCCUGGACUCUGCCAGUCAUUAUUCUGCCAGUCAUUGAUUGGCGGUUAAUGGCAUUACUUAGCUGGAGUUAAACCUGUGGCAACUAGCCUAAAUAUAUGUGUGUGCGCAACAUUUGAUUUCAAACGCUGCACAUACGGACUCCGUGACUACUUCAAAACACUUUAGUCAUGGUGCUUGGAGUAAUCUUCCAAUUACCUGUACAAAAUGAUUUAAUGACUAUUUGCACAGGAUGUGUGACAGAGCUCCUGUACUCCGACCGAUCUACCCCAAUAUGCAAAUGAACAAGCCUUGCUAUUAAAGGAACACUCCAGGCACCCAGACCACUUCUGCCCAUUGGAGUGGUCUGGGUGCCAACUACCCUUAACCCUGCAAGUGUAAUUAUUGCAGUUUUUUUAUAAACUGCAAUAAUUACCUUGCAGGGUUAACUCCACCUCUUGUGGCUGUCUACUAGACAGCCACUAGAGGGCACUUCCGUGUCCAAAGCACUGGAAACCUGUGCUAGAGCGUCGCUGGACUUCCUCACGCUGUGUGAGGACCUCCAGCGUCGCUCAAUUCCCCAAAGGAAAGCAAAUGCUUUUUGAUGCUUUCCUAUGGAGAGCUCUAAUGCACGUAAUCACUGGGAGGAGCUGCGGCGAGCAGAAACCACCGCCGAGGGACAUCGACGGGGUCUCAGGUAAGUGAGCUGAAGUGGUUUUCAUCCCUUCAGCUACCGGGGGAUGGGUGGUGGGAGGGAGAGGGGACCUGCAGUGCCAGGAAAACGGAUUGUUUUCCUGGCACUGGAGAGUCCCUUUAAGGUAGUGCAUAUAGCUGUUGCUAUCAACAGAGGGCGCUCUGAAGGCUCCAUAGCCAAAUCCACCUUGUUGGCAGCAUGCAUCAGCAGGGCAGAAGAGCAGACAAAACAAUGAACAAUACACAAAUACAUAUACACACCAUGCACCUAUAAUGGCCACAGGAUGACUUGGGCAUAGGCGUAGUCCAGGGACCUAAUAUAAAGUUUUGGUCUGCUCCCAGUGAUGGUGACUACCGUCACAGAAUGCAAGAUUUUAUAUUUCAGCUGUGCUCUAUUUAAGAUGGAAUGUUUCACCUGCAGGUGUCAGUACUACAGAACCAGGGUCGAGAAAUGAUGAUUGUUACCAGUGGUGCCGUGGCUUUUGGAAAGCAGCGUCUCCGUCAUGAAAUUCUUUUAUCCCAGAGCGUGAGACAAGCGUUGCAUUCUGGGCAGAAUCAGCUGAAAGACAUGGUAAGUGCAGUCCUGUCUGUAGACUGGGGGUUGUCAUUAAAAAGAGGUGUUUAGCAGGAGUGCACAGCCUUUUUAGAGAGGGGACCAGACGACAUAUCCAUCAUACAUGGCACUAAACCUUUAAAAUUUCAGGAAGAGACCUGUCUCACGUAAAGGGAGCCUGAUAUUGCCAAAUUUCCAUUGGUCGACUGUUGGGAUGCAAUUUCCUUUGAAGGCAAGAGUACAUCAAUAUGUGUACACUGAGGGCUGUGGGCCAAAGGUCUUGGCCUCCUAGUGUUUAGGAACCAGUGCUUCUAAGAUUUUCAGCUAGGGAAGGCUGACUGAUGCUCCAGGCAGCUGGAGGCCUACAGGUUGAUUAUCUUCUGCACACAAUAUUUUUGUGCAUUGUUGCUGAUUUGUAACUAAUAUCUGUCAUUUAAUCUAUCAUCAUUCUCAGCAAGUUCCUGUACUGGAAGCACGGGCUUGUGCUGCUGCUGGUCAGAGUGGACUUAUGGCUCUUUACGAGGCUAUGUUUACACAAUACAGCAUCUGUGCAGCUCAGGUAAGAUUUAAUAAUUAUAUAUUUUUUUAAAUUGAACACAACAGGUUGAAAGGUAAAUUAUUUCCAUGCAGCUGUAAAUUCCUGAUAACGUAAAAUGAUGUACUUGCACUAUUUCUUGCAGACCUUACCCUUGUUGGCUUUUCGCCUGUCCAUGCAGUUUGUUGCUGAUCUGAAGGCUGCUUUAAUUGGCCUUUAUCGGCCGCAGACAGAUUAGAUCUGUGGUAUCUAAACUAUUUGAUAUUUAUUUUGCCAUCACAUCCAUCUCAGUUCACCUUAAUGGACCCCGUUGCCCAAGUGACAGACAUAUUGUGUCCUUCAUAACCUCGUAGCAUUGGCAUGGGGCCAUUAAUAAUAUGCACCGUGUGGGAAACUAUCAUUCUGAAGCUUGCCAUUAGCACAUAGCGUGACUAUUUUCCCCAGUAUGGAUUCUUUAUUUUCAAACCAGAGCAGUAUAAUACACCAUUUUAGAUGUAUAUAUUAAGAAACAACAUAGUUAUAAAAUCCCACAGGAAGAAAGAUGAAUGAGGCCACUAUGGAAUAGGUGAUGAAAACAAAAUAAAAUAAAAAUAAAAAAAAUUAUAUAUUUUUUAUUACUCAAUAAUAUAUCCAGGGAUUAUGUAAUGUUUUACUAGUACCAUGGGCUAAAGCAGCAAGGUGAUUGAUUGGUUUUUAAGAAUCAUUACAGUAUAAAAUUGUUAAAGGGCCUCUGUAGGUCAUAGAGACAGUUUUUUUUCUUUCCUGUCACGCAACUUUGGGUACACGUCUAGCAGUCUAUAUUCAAAGCCUUAUACACAUAUACAUAACAGAGGUUUUUAGUACCUGUAAAUGGACAUCAAAAUGUGAGCUUGUCUGCCGUGACAAGGUGUUGUAGUAGUUGAGCUAAAGACUGCUGUCCCAUUGUGGCCUUUGCUGCCACAAUAGGACAGCGCAGGGCUCAAAGAGGUACCCAGACCACCUUAGCUCAUUGAAGUGGUUUGGGUGCAAUGACCACCUUAGUCCUGCAGUGUAAAACAUAUCUGUUUUUGAGAAAAAUGCAAUGCUUUUCUAUGGGGAAGGCUUAAUGCGGUUGCCACACGUGUGCAUUAUUUCCCCCAUCUGACAUAGGAGGGGGCGGAGUGCCAACCCAGCAUCGAAGGACAUCCGCAUUGAAAUCGGCAAUUUAAAAAAAAUAAAAAUUUUAAAGUGUCUUUAACCCUUUCUGUGCCCCAGGGGUGGGUGAGAGUGGGUAGGACCAGAAUGCACAAUAGUGUUAGGAAUAAAACUUUUUAUUCCUAACAGUAUAUAGGUUUUCUUUAAUGUAGUGUAUGUAAAUCUGAAGAUUUAGUGAGGGCCAGUAUGUCUAGAAUUAUUCAUUUUUUAUUUUUCAUUUUUUUUUUUAUAAUUUUACAGUAGUAAGAUGCAAAUCAAAGGCAUUUAUAUAACUGUUGUAGCAUGACUAGAUUUAAAGGUUAUUAUAGCUAAAACCAAAUACAGUACAGUGCUGUGUUUCAUGAGCAAAGUCAUAUUGGCAGGUCGAAACGGCCUUCUAAGGUCCACUCCAACAUGGUGGAGAUGUUGUACUCCACUAGAAAAGAAAAAUCAAUAUACCGUAUAUCAACAAUUAUCUUUUUAAUAUUUGUCAUAUUGAUAUACCAAUAUUUAUCAAAGUUUAAUUGCUCCUGUUCACCGUUUUUGUUUUUGUUUUUUCCUAUGUUAGAUUUUGGUCACAAACUUGGAUUUCCACGAUGAGCAGAAGAGACGGAAUUUAAAUGGAACACUGCAUGAGCUCCUACGAAUGAACAUUGUUCCCAUCAUUAACACCAAUGAUGCUGUUGUUCCUCCUCCUGAGCCUAACAGUGAUCUGCAGGGGGUAAAUGUGGGUGAAGUAUUCCUGUGGGUUUGGAUGCAGAUGUUUAGAGCAUAGCCGUUGUGCUUGCAGCAGGCAUUGCUUUGAAUUUGCAUGGUCUGGCAUGAAGUCGCCUUAACAUUGCAUGACUUUUACUUCACUAGGUAAAGUGGUUUUCAAACAUAAUGUAAGGAUAGGAGCAAUCUUAUCAUGCAGAAGUUCCAUAUAUAAUAUGAUUAAUUACCUUUCAGACUGUCUUUAGACAGAUAUUUGUUUUUUGUUACCUCCUUCACCUCUCUCCCACCCCUGCUAUGUAUAUGAAUAUAUUUUAAUUUAAUAAUAUACAUAAAAACUGAUUCUUUUGAGAAAGCGCAAAACCAGUACUCUUGAGAUGGAAUGCUUGGUAAGAAAAAUGCCCAAAUGCAAUAACUGUCAAAUCCAUAUGGGACUGACCACCUUUCUUUUUAAUGUAUUAUAUUGGUACUGCAAUUUAAAACAUUCAAAAGUAAAGUUAAAAUAAACAAAGUACCCACAUUUUAAGUUUAUACAUUUUCUACAGACUCACAAGAUUUGUAACUUCUGCGUUGAGCUUUCUCAUUCCUUACAUGAAUUUAACAUUUAACCUUUCUGCAGGGGAUUAUGGAAAACCUAUAUCCUAACUUCAGCACCUGUUACAUUCAUUAAAGGGAAACUAUAGUGCCAGGAAUACAAAGUUGUAGAGAAGGGGUUAAAAACCCCUUCUGGCUCGGGGUUCGCUUUCGCUGCACCUCGCCGACAUCAGUCGGCGGGGGAGACCUAGAGUCACCUAAUGACCCGGAAGUCCCUCUAGUGGAUGUCUGUUAUACAACCACUAGUGGUUGAGUUAACCCAUAAAGAUAAUUAUUGCAGUUAAAUAAAAACAGGGACCUGGGGCACUGCACACAGACCACUUAAAUGAGCUGAAGUAGUCUGAAUGUCUAUAGUGCCCCUUUAAGAGUCAAGAAUGCUUUAUAAGUUGUUCCUCUAUAACCGAAUCAAAAGGCAUGUCAUGCUUUAAAAAAUAAAAAAAAUAUAUAUUACUAUGAAGAUAAGGCUACUACAAUAUACUCACUCAAAUCUAUGAGAAUAGCUGUUGGAGGAGGUGGGGAGAUAAGUUUUAUCUUACAAAUUUAUACAUCCAAAACUGAUUAGAAUCCAUCAUCGGGGCAUCCUAAAUAUGAUAUGAUAUGGUUGAUUUUAACUAAUUAAAUGGAUCUUUUAUUUUAAUACUAAAGUCUCUUAUUCAGCAAACAACCUGUCUUACUCCGCUCCAGUAUCAGCCUCUCUCUCAUAUACGGUUUCUUACUAUGCUUGACCUUAAAUAAUCUAAUUGGAUGUUUUUUUUUUUUUGGCUAGGUAAUUAGCAUUAAGGAUAAUGACAGCCUGGCUGCCCGACUCGCCGUUGAGAUGAAAGCAGAUUUAAUAAUUGUUCUGUCUGAUGUGGAAGGUAUAACUAAAUAUAUGUUUUUGUCUUGGACCUCCUUUGUCUCCCAUAAAUAAAUAUAUGCUGCGUUUCAUUUUUCUAACUUCUUUUUGCUUUCCAUAUACAACCUGGUUGUUUUCCUGAAUUUUAAAGUAUUUCUUGUCAUCUCUGUCUUUCCAGGACUUUUUGACAGCCCUCCUGGCUCAGAUGAUGCUAAACUAAUAGAUAUUUUCUACCCUGGGGACCAACAGUCAGUAACAUUUGGGACCAAAUCAAGAGUUGGCAUGGGAGGAAUGGAGGCAAAGGUAAUUAAAACGUUUCUGAAUGGGGUGUAUUCAAGUCACAGUUGGCACCUGAAAUUGUUGGGAUAGCACCUAUGAUAAUACAGGAGAGAAUAAGUUUGAUUAGUCUCAGUGGCUCAGAGAUUUAAUCAACUUAUUACAGAGUCUCUGUGGCAGAUGAGUCAUCUCUAGGCAGAUGUAUGGGUUUUUCAAAUGGGAUGGCUCCACCUAACUUACUAUGAUUCAGUACAGUUUUUUUUUUUUUUUUUUUUUUAAUUCUCUUUUUAUUAUCAAAUUUAUCACCAUAAUUACAUUAUAUAAAAAAGUAUUUAAAAACAUUCAAAUUCAUACACAUAAACACAAAGACAAAAAUGGCAAAAAAAAACAAACAAAAAAAAGAUUCAGUACAGUUUCUUUUUUUUUUUUUUAAAUCUUUAUUUUUCAUGUGGAAAGAUAACAUAUUCAGGAAGUUGGCCACAACAGCCUCGACACAUCGAUUAGAAUCAGUACAUAUCAAAUACAAGGCAUUGUUGUGUGCUAUUCACACACAUUUUAUAUUUACAAUAGGUCACAUUGUUACAGUGAGGUUUUAAAAUCUAAUAACUGUAGGGGUGGAAGACUUCUGUCUACCUAAGACACCCUAAGGUCUGUGGAGUCGUAGGUGGGGGGGGGGAAAGGCAUUUACUGCUAGGUCCAGUGGCUGGUCCCAAUUCUAGGUCGUGCGGCUAUAGUUAUUGGUGUUGGGUAAGUCUCUUGACCCUUUUGAGUUUGGGUAAGGAUGCGGAUUGCGGUAGUUACGGGGACCCUCUAAUGGUGCCUGUCUAGGACUAUGUCCGCUCCUCUUUUGCUUUUCCCUGGUCGUAGCUAUUGGUGGGUGCCCAUGUGUGUGGUGCUCAGGGUGUCUUUGUGGCCCUAGUGGUAACUACAAAUCGUGUCUAUGUAUAUACAUAGGUCGCCGUAGUGUGACCGGAUUAAGUUGUGCCCUUGGGGCAUCAGACCUCGCGAUGAGCCUGAUUCCAGUCAGGAUUACUAUGUCGCCUUUGAUGUCGUUUCCCAUUAACCCAAGGGAGGGGGGGGGGAUUGUUAUCGGAGUUAGUGUGCGCGGCUCUGGUGGGCCACUUUAGCACUGUUAUAGCCGUUAGAAUGUGAGAGAACUACAUUUAACUUAAAUGAACCGAUUUAUCAACUUAAAAUAUUUAAACUAGUGAAACUAAGGCCUAUGAGGCCGUCGGUGAGGCAGUUCGUUCAGGUUUUGGUUUUCGGCCCUCUGCUUAUUCCAGGAGUUGCGGAUGAAUCUGUGCUCGUUGUCCCUGGUCGUUGAGCCGGCUGUGUCAUAGAGGUCGCUGCGAGGUUCGAUAUUCCCAAUGCGGUCAUCAGUGCCGGGCCCUCUGCGUGGUCGGUAGCUCUGUAGUGCUUGUCAUCUUUAGUGACCCAGAGAGUUCCUGGAGUUGCCCAUCUAUAGGCUACUCCUGCGGCUUGGAGUUGUUUGGUGAUAGGUUGCAUACUUUUGCGCCACAUCAGUGUGGCCCUGCUCAAGUCCUGAAAGAAGGAGAGUUUGCUGUCUUCAAAGUCAAGAGGUGUUUUCCCUUGCAUAGCCGCCAUUAGCCCCAGUUUGUCCAACAUUGAUUGGCAUCUCAAGAUUAUGUCCCUUGGGGCUGAGUUGGGUGCUUGUGGGGAUUUGGCUAUCCUGUAAACCCCGUCGAACUGGAACGUUUUAGAUUGUCUAGUUGGCAGGAGUGUGGCCACAAGGCGUCUGAUGAAAUGUGGCAACUCUUCCAGCGGUAUCGAUUCAGGUACCCCUCGGAUUUUUAUGUUCUUUCGACGCCCCCUAUCAUCUAGGAGAGUAACUUGCCUGGACAUUGUUGCUUGUGCAGCUUGAAGGUGUCGCACCGUCUCUCCCAAUUCCUGGUAGUUCCCUCUUAGUCCCUUUACCUCCUCUUCUACCGCUUGAGUGCGCGUGGACACGGCGUGCACGUCUAGUUUAAGCACUGCCAGGUCCGCUUCCCACAUUUGUCUUAAGUUCUGCUGCAGGCCUGUCAGCAUAGCCUGUAUGUCUUGUUUGGAGGCUGGUGCGCUGGCUUCUGGCAUCCACGUGUGUGUGGGGUGUUGGGGAUUGAGGUGUGGGCUGUCUAGUGAUUCUUCCUCCUCUGAUGGUCCUGGGGAGGUUUCACGGGGGGUCUGUGCCUUUACUGCGCUUGGGGCCUGUAACAUUUGGCCUAUGUCGCGCUGCGGUUUUGGGGCAGUUUCUGUGUUCUGCGCCCCAUCUCACCUGAGCUGUGUGUGCUGGGGUACCAGUCCUCAAAUUCUGGGACACUCCAGGGCCAGUGUUCUCCCGAGCUGGGUUGAGGUUGCCUCCCUGCCCGGUAGGCCUUGCCGCCUCGGCGUCUAUUUUUCGAGCCGGGCGUCAGGAGAAACGGCAUCGGCGGUUUCAGCGAGGGUCCCUGCGGGCUGUGGCUGAUUAUGUGGCCGGGAUUAGUGCGGGAUGCCCCCGAUGUGGCUGGAUUGCCGUGCGGUAGCUCGGAGCUCCGGCAAUGUGCGACCGCUCCGGUCCGGUGCUAGGCUCCGCCCCUUCAGUACAGUUUCUAAUAAGUCCUGCUAACCCUUUCAUUAAGAACACCCACUAGUCUGCCUCUUCCUUUCCCUUUCAUUCAUAGGGAGUGGGACAUUUACCUUUAAUGUAUCCAGGAAUGAGUCUAAUAUUUAUUGGUUUUAUUAAUGUGGUGAUGUAGCUGAAUGUGAUUAACAUUUCCACACUUACUAAUGAGCUUGAUAAAUUUUAGAAAUACAUUUUGUUUGGUGAUAGACCAAAAAAACAAAAAUACAUCACUUGUUUUUCUUUUUCAUUCCGUCUUUAAGUUAGGUUAUGACAGCCAUUCAUUAUCUGCCAUAAUCACCUUAAACCCUGGGUGUGGUUGCAGAUUGUUAUGUAGGGACAAUGUUUGUUUGCCUAUGCAAACAGUUGAUUCCUGCUCCAUGAUGAUUGCCGAUAGCUUAAACUGAAUGAGAGACAUUGUAAAGUGGUCAAAGAAGACUGUAUAUAAAUGAAAUGGUUUUGACCUGAGAGCAGUUGUCUCAGUCUCAGCAUGCUAAGCAUGCUGGUACUUGGAGCCCAGCGAUAGAACUGCAGCUGCCCAGACUUGCAAUUACUCAAUCAACUAUUAUUGAACACAUUUGGAAUUAUGAUCCAUUAUUGACUUUCUAACAGACCUGUAAAAACAAGUAUUGCUUUUAGCUUAAAAUUAAGUUUAAACCUGUAAUGUAUGGCUCCAUCUUUGUCAGCCACAUUUAGCAAUGCCAUCAGUUAGUGCUUAAUGUGUGGCUGUACUUACAUUAACUUUAAAAGGGACACUAUAGUCACCAGAACAAAUGCUGCUUAAUGUAGUUGUUAUGGUGUGUAUAGUAUGUCAGUGCAAGCAUUUUAGUGUAAACACUGUCUUUUCAGAAAAAACGUGGCAGUAACUCAGAGGGCCACUAGAUAUGCUUCCCGGGUCAGUGCUGCACAAUGUAAAUAGAUGCUGAUUAGCACUGCACUUUGCCGCGCAUGUGCAAUAGUCUCCCAAUGCUUUUACACAGGAAAGCAUUGGUUUGGCUGAAAUCAUCAAGUUUGAUCUCCGCCAAGGAGGCAGAGCAGAGGCUGGCCAGCCGCAAGGAGUCAACGCGGCGCUGGAAAAAGGUGAGUAAAAUCAUCUUUAACUUAGCUGACGGGGUCCAGCCACCUAAACUAGUUUUUUUACAGCUAUAGCAACAGGAAUAUAUAUUUGUCACUAUAGUGAUCCUUUAAGGUUUAGGCCUCUAUUUCAAUUCUCCUGAAACUAUAAUUAUAGUAAUCAAAAGUUAAAAAUAGAAUUAUACAACGGAAAAUGUAAUUAUUUUAUGGUAAUAUUGUUUCUUUUCUUCAAAUUCCAUGAUUACAUUUUUUCUUUGUCUUUAUUGAUUGUCUUUCCUUUUUAAACAGGUGAAAGCUGCUCUAUGGGCCCUGCAGGGGGGUACCUCUGUUGUUAUUGCUAAUGGCACGCACCCCAAGAUAUCUGGUCAUGUGAUUACUGACAUUGUUGAGGGAAAGAAAGUUGGUACCUUUUUUUCAGAAGUAAAACCUGCUGGUAAGAUUUUAUUAAGGUAGCAUUUAAAUAAUAAAAAAAAAAUCUAUCUUCAUUUUGUGUCGGGGUUCCACAAGCAUAUUCCUGGCAAAACGUCCUAGAAUUGUGUACCUUACAUUGUGUAGCCAGAUCCCACCAUUGAUUCAGAGGUUACAUUUAGAGCACAAUUCCAAAUGAGUGGAUAAAUAUGCAUGUCUGAGUGGAUUUCAAAUUAAAAUACUCAUGGCAAUAAGGUAUGCUAGUCUUCUUUCCAUGGGGUACAUUUUGCCAUACCAACACAUAUUAGAAUAUUUUGGUAAAUAUAUAUAUUUUUGUUCCUUGUCAGAUGGAGACACCAUAAGCAUUGUGUAAAGUGAAUAAUCUAAGGAUAUGGUGACUAAGUGUAUUUUGAAGAUAACUUAGCCUGUCCAAGUAAAGAAAAUAAAGUUAUAAAAUGUCGGUGGGGACCUUAGCCAUCCUGGCAGUAUGGGUAUUACAAUAGACUGUCUAUUAAAUCCUAAGACUUAAAACAUACUAUUACAGACGCAACACUUGGAAUUAUGUCAAUAACAUUAAACAAUAAGGCUACUGGGCAAAGUUUGUUACUUAUCCUGCCUCAACUAUUUCCAAAAUCUUAUUGUUUUAUAUAUUAUUAUUUUUUUUUAUUCUCUUAUCUCUCCAUUUUUUUUCCCCUCUCUAUUCUCCACUAAUUGUUUGGUUUUUUUUUUCUCGUUUCUCUCUUGACCCAUCUCUGUAUAUGCCUCUAUGUGACUUACAUGUAGUUUCCAACAAGUAGAGGGACUAAUUCAUGGUGUUUUACUUUGGAAAUAUAUAUUACACAUAUAAAACAUGCACUAUAUGUGUAACCUAAUGAAUAAUCUGUAAUGGAGCACUAUCUGUGUUAAGCUGUAACCUCAAGAACCAUUGCACUGAUUGGGUAGCAGGCAGCUGUAGGGAAGCUGAUAUGUGAUCAUCAUGCAAUAUAUUUGUUGUUCUUGUUCUUGUGUUCUCCAGGUCCCACAGUGGAACAACAAGCAGAAAUGGCCCGCUCUGGUGGCAGGAGCCUGGCAGCAUUGCAGCCAGAGCAGGUAGAUUAUCUUUGUCAUUAGCAAUGGUACGUCUGACUUAAUCCCUCUCAAAGGGACACUCUAAGCACCAAUACAACUUUAGUGAAGUCGUUUUAGUGUAAAGAUCAUGUCAUGCUCUGUUCUCUGCCAUUUAGUUAAAUCACUUUGUUUAUGCAGCCAUAGCCACACUUUCCCCUAUAUUGACCGUGUGUAGAUAAUAUCUGGUACUAUGCACGGUAUGUAUUUCAGGAACACACUAUGAUUUUAUAGGGAUUUUUAAAACUUCAGGAUUUGAACUUUUAAAAUUGUUAAUUUUUAUUUCCUUUUUCUUGAUUUAUUUAUUUUUUGGUAGAGAGCCGAGAUCAUUUAUCAUCUUGCUGACCUUCUGACUGAUAACAGAGAUGAGAUUCUUUCAGCUAACAAAAAGGAUAUGGAAGAGGCAGAGGAGAAAGGUAUUUAAACUACACAGUGCUACUUUUGUUAUUGUUUUAAAAUAUGCAUAAAAUAUGCAAUUCUUAAAUCCAGAAGACAUUGAUUUAUUCUGACAAAGUGUCUGGUAACUUAAGUCAUAUACAAAGUACGGAGAGAAUACUUAACAAUAUAAAUAUAAACAAUUAAUAGGGUGAUAUUCCAUAACGGUGCUCCCUCAAAUAUCAAAAUGACCAAUAAUAAAUAAACAACGCACACCAUACCACAUUCCUAUCAGGAGGAGCAGAAACGUUGGGGGUUUUUGUUUGAUUCGUGUUUCUGCCCGAUUAGGCUUGUGGAAUGUGGUAAAUAUUGAUUUCGGUUUAUUAUUUGCCUAGUGAGUCACUUAUUGCUGUACUAGUAUUGUAUAUGUACUUGUGAUGUAAUAAAUACAGAUAGACUUUUUAUGUUCUUAUGGUGUGCGUUCUUUGUUUAUUUAUUAUUGGUAACUUAACAGUAAAAUGUGCUUAUAUUCGGCUUACUGUAACACGUAUUAAUAGCUCAGUGCCCGAAAAGACUUAGAUUUGAAUAAUACAUUUUAGGAAGAUUGGCUCCUCCUCUGCUGAAACGCUUAAGCUUGUCGACGGCCAAGUUAAACAGCCUAGCCAUUGGACUGAGGCAAAUUGCUGCCUCCUCACAGGACAGUGUUGGACGUGUCCUUCGUAGAACAAGAAUUGCCAAAGAAUUGGAGUUGGAGCAGGUGACUGUACCCAUCGGUGUUCUGCUGGUUAUUUUUGAGUCGCGACCAGAUUGUCUCCCCCAGGUAUGGUAAUGCACAAUCAAACUAGUUUGUUCAUUUCAUAAUGUAUAAUGGAAAUAUUGUUAGGAAUGACCUACACAGCCCAAUAUCUGAGGUUUUACUUGAUGCCUUACAUUUGUUGUAAUAGUAUAAUGUUUUGUUUGGUUACCAAUUUAAAGGAAUAGUCUAAGCACCAGAUAAUUGUAAUAUUUCUGAUGCAGAGACUGUCCCUGCAGUUUCUGCAAUGUAAGCACUACCUUUUCUAGGGAUACCUCUAUUGACUGUCAAUAACACAGGCAAUAGAGCUUUUCCUGGUGCAGUCCUGCAAUCUUUGCAUGGCUGACAUUCGGUAACUUCAUGAUGACGCUAAACACUUCUCAUAGAGAUGCAAAUAGUAUCUCUGAUGGGAUGCUGAUUGUUAUAGAGGGGCAUAGAACACUAGCCCCUCAAAGCUUCCCUAUGGGGAAGCAUUGGAUUGGUUGAGAUAAUCUGUGAUUUCUAUUGGCUUCAUGGGUAAAUCUGAGAUUCAUAUCAAGAUCAUAACAGAGCUACUGGAAUUUGUCCUGAUUUUAGAAUUCCUUGCUCUCUAGCUUCUUCAGAAAUUCUUUCAUUUCAGCUAGAGAUAUGUUUUGUAGGAUCAGACGAAAGUUGUUUUUAUAUAUUUUUAUCAUUCAGGAUUUGGAAUGCGUUUCCAAUGUAUUCUCCUAUGUCCUUUGUCCUGCAAACAGUGCUUUUCUGAAUAUGCAUAUCUGACCUUCAUGUUCUCCUCUUUGUCCUGCAUUCUGAUUUUAGGUUUCAGCACUGGCUAUUUCAAGUGGCAAUGGCUUGCUCCUUAAAGGAGGAAAAGAGGCAUCUAACAGCAACCAGAUUCUAUACCGUCUUACUCAGGAAGCACUGGCUCUUCAUGGUGUAAAGGAUGCAGUGCAGCUUGUAAGUACCUUUUUUGAGACCCUGAGUUUGUGGCAUUCAGGGUCUUCCAGUAAAUGUUUGCUAGAUGUUAAUUGAUUUUGCUGAUUCUUAUUACAGGUAAACACCAGAGAAGAAGUGGAGGAUUUGUGCCGUCUUAAUAAGCUAAUAGAUCUUAUCAUUCCACGGGGCUCAUCUCAACUGGUCAGGGACAUCCAGAAAGCUGCUAAAGGAAUUCCUGUGAUGGGACACAGUGAAGGAAUAUGCCAUGUUUAUGUGGACUCCGAAGCUAGCGUGGAUAAAGUUACAAGAAUUGGUAAGUUAGGGAUAUGAAUAUUUAGCUUUGAUAUGGUCUUUGCUUACUUUGGGAACCAUAAAAAUAGAGUAUAUGACAUCUAUUGUGUAAACCUAGAUUAUAUUAUUCCACAUUUUAAAUAGCAUACAUUUGUUUGACUCCUUGUGGGGAAAAAAAUAAAAAUGUAAAAUUAGGUGUGAAUGUAACAUUUAAAUGUUUAUAAUGCCUUGAGAAUCAGAGAAAAUGGUAGUGAUUUUUAUUGCCACAGUAUUUUGUAGAGUUGCCUAAUAAUCUACAUAUGAUUGAACAAAAAAAAUGUAUUUUUUUUUUAGUGAGAGAUUCAAAGUGUGAAUAUCCUGCAGCGUGCAAUGCAAUGGAAACACUGCUGAUUCACAGAGACAUAUUGAGGACACCAUUGUUUGACCAGAUCAUCGAUAUGUUGAGAGUUGAGCAGGUACUUUAAAGAAUUUUGCUAAUGAAAUUACAUUGGAUUGACUUUCAUGUGCCCUUUUCUAUUCCACACGUCCCUCUCCCAGAAUAAUACCUUGUGAUAGUGUCUAUACUUAACUUGAUAGUUACAUGUUUCACUUUAGUUAUACAUGGAUUGCAUUCAUAUUUGUUUUGGUAAAAGAACUUGCAUUGGGUUAUGCUAAUGAUCUACAUGAGUUUGGAAAUGUAACAGGCAGUUUGACAUGUUUGCUUUUUAUUUCAUAGGUAAAAAUCCACGCUGGUCCUAAGUUUGCAUCUUAUUUGACCUUUAGCCCAUCAGAGGUGAAAUCUCUGCGCACUGAAUACGGAGAUCUGGAAUGCUGCAUUGAAGUAGUAGACGGUGUCCAAGAUGCCAUUGACCACAUUCAUAAAUACGGAAGCUCUCAUACCGAUGCUAUAAUUACAGAUAAUGGUAAGGCUUCAUUUCAAUUAAGUAAAAAUGAUUUCUAAAGCUCUUUGGUAUUCUUACUGAAAAUAUCACUUUAAAGCAACAUUUGUUUUGCUUUGCGUAUUAGAACCAAGUCAAAAAUGGCCUGCGGUUAACUGUGUUUUUUACAUUGCCCUGAAUUUCCUCUCCAAUCUCUUGCAGUUACAGUGGAGUGUUGUCAUAUACAAAGAGGACAAUUUGUAACAUUCUGCCCAAGGAGGGUGUUUUAGGGGGUAUCAGAUUGUCUCCCCGCUCCUCUCCAACAUUUCACUAAAGGGAGAAGGGCUGAAUUAAAGAAAUUAGCUUCAAAUAGCAACUGCUGCUCCAGAGUGUAUCUCUUGACAAUCUCGGUCAGAUUGAAAUGUAUGUCUCUGUGCCAAUUUAGUUUUCUAGGUACAUAAAUAUUCAUUGGGAUUUUAAAUGAGACGUGCAUAAAACCAUUCAUGACUUGAGUAUUUACGGCAGAAAUGCCUAAACUUUAACACCCUAGAUAUUUGGCUUUCAUUAGAAACAGUCUGCGGUGGCUUGUGUAGAAGACAAAGAGCAGCAAUAACUCUAAAACAAACCUUAGUUCUAUACUAAACAUUCCAGAAUUGGGACAUUUCAUUGGACCAUGCUAAUUGGUUAUUCUUUCUUUUUCCUAAGCUGAUUGCAUUCAUUUUCAUUUUUUUUUUUAUUUCAGAAGUAACAGCCGAAUAUUUUCUUCAGCACGUUGACAGUGCUUGUGUGUUUUGGAACACAAGUACCCGGUUUUCGGAUGGAUACCGCUUUGGACUUGGUAAAUUUUUAUAGUAACACAAUGCAAUAUAUAAUAGUCACCAUAUCCUAUACGAACAUUUCCUUACAACUGACCUGUCUGCUGUUGUCCUUGUGUUUUUUUUUUUUUCUUUAUUUUAUACUGUUCAUGGACUUGGUCAAUUUUUAUAGUAACACAAUGCAAUAUAUAAUAGUCACCAUAUCCUAUACGAACAUUUCCUUACAACUGACCUGUCUGCUGUUGUCCUUGUCGUUUUUUUUCUUUAUUUUAUACUGUUCAUUUUUAAUUUUAAUUUUUUUUAUUUAUUUUUUAACCUAGUCCUUUUAAUAAUUGAUUAGAAUAACUAAUUUCACUCAUUAUGUAUAUAUGGUUAACACAUUUUUUUUUCCUCCUUAUUACAGGAGCUGAGGUUGGUAUCAGUACUGCUAGGAUCCACGCACGCGGGCCUGUAGGCAUAGAGGGACUUCUGACCACUAAGUGGCUAUUGCGAGGAGACAACCAUGUGGUCUCUGACUUUUCAGAACAAGGCAGUAUGAAGUAUCUACACGAAAACCUCCCUGUUCCACAUAGAAACAUCAGCUAAACUCAACUGUAACUGAUACUCCCAAGUAUUUACCUCUCUAAAUGAAGACCUUUUUAGUAGCAAAAAUUAACAAACGGUUAUUCCUCUGGAAAUUUGACAAAUGUAUGACUGUUCCCUUCUAAUAUUAAACACGUGGAGGAAAUGGUGAUUAAGCACCUUAGCAGAACUGUGGUGAAAUCCAGAACACAAUGUAAAUCAGUGUUGAUUUAUCCUUAAAACUUGCAGGUUGUACAGGUGUUUUGACUUUACAGUCCAAAGAACUAUUCACACUGUAUGAUCAUGAUAUCAAUUAUUGUCAGGGGUGGCCAAAAGGUAGACUCUGCAUCUGUUGCAUCUAUUAUGUUUAAUGAAACUUAAUGAUAUUUUUAAAAUGAUGUAUGUUGAUUUUUCUUUAUCUGACUGAGCAACGAUGUUGGGUCAGACUCUACUAUUCUCUGAUCAACUGCUGCUCAGCCUAACUUGCCUAAUGCUGCAGUUUCACACAGAGCAGUUGCAUCAGCGGAUACGUUUGUUUGAGCAGCAGUUGGUCAGAUAACAGUAGAGCCUGGCCAAACAUGACUGCUCAGCCAGACUUAAAAAUAAAAAUUAAAAAACGUAUGUUGAUCUUUUUGAGAGAAUUUCACAUUGUUAAAAAAAACAAAAACUUUUUGAGAGACAAUCACAUCAUUUUAAAAUAUAUUACAUUUUGUUAAAUUAAUUAAUGUUUACGUCAAAAUGUGAUGACAGUUGACAUUUAAAUCAACUGGUACAUAAAAUAAUGUUUGAUACAAGUAUUGACUUUCCAAAAGAGAAUCUUGUAGCUGUGAGAUUAAAUGCCUUUUCUAAGAAAGUAAUAUCUUUGGGUUUUUUUAUUUUCAUUUUUCUUGGCCGUAUAUAUAUGAAAAUUUGUACUUGCUUUUGGAAACAAGGGCUGACUUUGUGUAGAACAUAAAACUAAACAUUCUGCAGGAAAUCUUCAGCUGUAAAAUUCAAACAGUUGAUUUAUAACUCAAAAUAAAUGUCAGACCUGUUCUCUAUUUGUAUGUCUUGCUAAAUUCUGUUUAAACCUUUAAUCAAACUUAAAUUUUUCUUUUACAGUCUGAAUUUCAUUAUGAGUAGGCAGUUUAUUCACUACACUGGUGGUGCCCAAAAGGUAAAUCUUCAGAUGGUGUAGAACUGCAACACCCAUGAUUCUUUGCAUGCCUUUAGACUGGCAAGGCAUCAUGUAAACUGUAGUUUUUAAAACAUCUGGGGAUCUACUUUUUGGGCACCGCAAAAAGUAGUGCAGAGAGAAUUUUCCAAGCUCAUCCCUAGCCCUGAUAUUUGGAAAGUCCGUUUUUAACCCCUUAAGGACCAAACUUCUGGAAUAAAAGGGAAUCAUGACAUGUCACACAUGUCAUGUGUCCUUAAGGGGUUAAAUUAUAACACACUGGUUAGUUCAUAAUCCAUAAUUUUUUAUAUAUAUAUAUAUAUAUAUAUAUAUAUAUAUAUAUAUAUAUAUAUAUAUAUUACUUUCAGCCACACUUUUGAAAAUACGAUUUCAGCAUUUUCCACCUAAAAUAUUUUCAGUAUAAAUUUCUAAAUUGUAAUAUGUAUAGUGAAGUUCUCACUGCAUAUUUUUAAUGGAAUUAUUAAGAUUGAAUAUUUAUUUUCAAUAAAUUUUGUAGAACAUAUAUUUGUCCUUGACUAUUAAACAGUCCGUAAUGUAACAUGAGCUUUUGGCAGACUUUUAGCGAGAAAAUGACACAGCAUGCAGAUGUACAUAUGUUAUGUGUACAAGAACACGGAGGGAAAAAAAAAAUGUGUAUUCACUAAUAAGGGUAAACUGGCACAUAAAUAUAAACCAGGGUAGCAAAGGGAUGUUUUUGUGUCACACACUCACACACCAGUAAACUGUGUAUUAAGAGUAAAUAAUACCAUUGUGGGGUUGGUUCUGUAGGCGACAUACUAAGCAAGACUUAAAACUGAGUGGUUUAUAAAUGAUUUGUUUUGGCUAAUUUGUAUAACAUCUAUAAUUAAGCUGACAGCCAAGUAAAACUCAAUACUAAUACUAUGUGUUCUCUAAUAGCAAGCAGAGUUGAUAGAAGUGAACUAUGUUGUUCACAUUAGGACAUUUUCCUAUUUGGAGAGUGAAGAUAAUACCUGAAUGCAUGAUUAAUUUGUGAAGAAUUAAACUGGUGACAAAAUUCUUGCAUUAUAGCACCAUCUAGUGACAUUUAUAUAAAUAUCUAUGAAUACAGUAAACUGCACCU
Pelobates cultripes (western spadefoot toad) is the source of this 79360-nucleotide messenger RNA. NCBI's taxonomy places the organism in Eukaryota, Metazoa, Chordata, Amphibia, Anura, Pelobatidae. The record is from the annotation of a GenBank genome assembly.